GUCCUGCUACGUGGUUGUGAAACAUGGAAGGUCACAAAGACCGAUGAAAGAAAACUGAACAGUAUUCAGUACUAAUGCCUAAGACGGAUACUGAGGAUUAGAUGGCAAUAAAGAAUGACAAACAGGAGAGUAGUUGAAAUGGCAGACACCAAUAAAAUUAGCUGCGAGGUAGUGCUCAGGAGAGAGGGUGAGAACGAAUUUUUUUGCGGUAUUGGGGUGGACACCAGAAUUUCAAAGGGCGAGAGGGAGACCAAAGACCACUUAGAGAGGGACUGUUGAAAGAGGAAAAAGGCAAGACGAUAUGGAAGAGCUGGAUCGUGGCUGGGGCAGCGGCACGCGACAGUGGGGUUGGGCGGACAAUGUGACGGCCUUAUGUACCUACUGACCCAACGAACGAUGAUGAUGAUAAUGACGAUGAUAUUACACACCGCACGUCCCAGUUAACUUUAAUUUACGUGAUAUCGUAACCCGUGGUUUCUCGGUGAAAGGAAAGAAAUGAUUACUGUGAAGCUAGAGAUCGGAAACAAAAAUAAAUUUAGAGAAAAAGUGUACCGAACUUGCGGGCUGCACUCUACUCUCAAUCGUCUAAUCCUUGUUUUAUUGUCUAUCAUCAACGUUCACCACGUCACAAACUUCGAACGUUCUCUAUUCAAACCUACCAAACCUAACCGUGACUGCGUGUUAAAAAGUCUCAACUUUAAAUGCGAAGUUGCGUGACAUGACAUUAAGUAUCAUGUCACGCAACUUCCAUGAUUACUUGGAACUCACUUUGUAAUCAGUGAGUUACAUAAUACAUACCGUUCUAGAAGUUUGACAAAACUUGGGGAAUACUUGAACUGUCUGCAAUCAAGGUUUGAACAAUUUAGAAUCACGUGCUUUUAAAGCUGCACAAGCAGCAAAGUAUUCGUAGGUUCUUUUUUUAUAUCAUGAGCAAAAAACUCAGGCACUGUGUUUGGUUCUUACCUAAGAUCUAUUAUAUAACACAAAUAGAAUUCAUGUUGCCCGGGUUCUUAAAAAUAAUAGAUCACAGACGACGUCACAAAUGUGGUAAGAACAUCAGUGACAUACUCAGUCUGCACCCUGCAGGUACUAUACAUUAGUCAACAUUAUUUUCAAACUUCUUUCGCCCUACGAAAGUGCAGAAAAUUCGUGGCUUACUUGAGAGGGAGCUAAUCCAGAAGAUCAUAGUUUACGAGCAAAAAGACUUUGAGAAAUUUGCACUCAGCCGAAAGAUUUCAAGAAGAAACUCAAAAUGACGGGUAGACUUCAAUGAAUAUAGCCUUAGUAACAUCAAUUACUCUUGAUUCUUUGCCAUGAAAUACAAUGAGACAUUGACUGAGAUUUGACUCUUUCUAUCUAUUUUGGACGGGUUUCUAAUAUUUAUUUUAAGAUCGCCGAUGAAUAAACAAAAUUAAUAAAUAAACGUUAAGUAUGGAACCUAUCUUUGCUCAAUAUGCCCCGUUCUCUCCUGUGUUAAUCUAAUAACUCGCAUAUUAACUCAACAAACCCUUUUCAGCGAAGUGCGAAGCAACAUUGUUGAAUGACACCUUAAAAGAGCCCCCUUAGUCCUCUUGCUGGCGAGGCUUUUAAACAAGGAAGGUUGUUAUUUUCAUUUCCUUUCUCACCGCCUCAGUUAUUUCAGUUAUAUUGUGUGGAGUUACGUUUUAGUGAUUACUUUUGGGUUCUUUAUAUUCAUUUUGAGUGAAUCAAAAUUUGUCAGAUUUUCGGGAGAUUCAAAUAAAAAAAAAUUAAUUUAAUUUCGUGAGCAGAAAUUUCAAAACCCUAUCAAACGAUAAAUACUUCCUUAUAAGCAUAUUGAACAGUCAAAUAGAUAAAUACCGAAAAAAAGACAAAAACCGAAAUUUUUGAGAUCGACAUCCGAGUCCCCACCGAUCUUUUGAUCGACGGUCGUGGUUUUAUUUCAGUUUCAUUUAAAGAAAACUCCCUUUCUCAGAAAAAUAUUGUUGUCUUAGCUCAGCCUUGAACUAGGAGAGAAAUCUGAAGUUUAGUAUCAUCCACUAAUAUUCAGUAAAACAAGAUUGAGGGGCAUAUGAAAAGUUAUUUACUUAAAUUGUGAAUAAAACAAGUCAUGGAAUAACCGCUUGUGGCACUCUGGAUUCAAAGACCAGAGAGUCAUGGACUCAGAAUUUAUGAGCGCUAAUUGUUUCCUAUUAGAUGGAUUAAUGAUGAACUAAGCCACGCCGGAAUGCCAUCGUCUAUUUUUUCAAAGGCCUUGCUCAUGUCAGGGUUAUAUGUAACUGCUCGUGGAAAAAACAAAAUUGAAAAAUGACUGAAUGAGAAUCCAUUAUUAUAUUGGCUCGACUAAAUGUCAUUUUAGUCUAUGGUGUCCUUCAAAUCUACAGUUAAAUCCAGACCAGCAUUCUUUCUGCAAUGAAUGGAGUAAACAAAACGAUUUUAGCUUAUAUAAGUUUAUUGAAGCAUUUAGGGGGUGUUAUACAACAAAUUAAUUAUUCUUAAUUAGAUUAAGAAAUAUUACUUAUACUAGGAACAACACUCACAAAUUUACGCAGCAUUUCUGACUUGAUCAGUUAUAAAAAUUAUCUCAACGGCAAUUUCUUUUUUUUUGUUUGUUUGUUUGUUAGUUUUUUUCUCUAUCAGCCUACAGUCAAUAACAUCAACAAAGCACUGACAAGUGCACCAAGUGAAUAAACGGUAAACUAAGAAAUGCAAAAGUGAAGUAAAUAAACAAGUUUUUCUUUCAAGGAAAUUCCACUUAACCUCCAUUUAUAAACUAUGAAAAUGGUUAUCAUCACUACCAAAGCAUUACUUAAAUAAAAGUACAAUAAAAACUACAUCUUAAAAUCAAAAGCUAUGAAAUAUUGAGGCUGAAGUUCUCGAAAUCUAAACUACAAAUUACCACAGAGUGUUAUAAGACUACAACCAUGGAGGUUUAGCAAUUUUGCUUUUAAGCCUCAGUCCUGCACAAGAGGAGCUGCUUCAGAUGACUCCUCAUCUUCGUCAUUUCCAUUUUCGUCUGCAUCCGCAGCAGUAAGUUGAUUACCAUCAUACUCUUGUACGCCAGCCUCUCCUCUCUUCUUAUCACUCUCAAAAGGGUGUGCUAGGCAACCUUCUUCUCCUGCUUUUAUUCCGAGAGGUAAAGCUGUAGCACCAUCAUCAAUUCCAACCACAAAGGGAUGUGCAGCAGCACCGUGCUUACCCACCUCAUGGGCGAGAUUUGCUGCAGCUUUCCCUUUGCCUUCUAAGUUAGUAGCGAAGGGGAAAGCUGUAGCACCAUCGUCAAUUGCAACCACAGCGUUCAGCUUAUCCAGCUCAACUUCGUCUUCCCCUUCACUGAAUAAUUGCAGAUGAAAAUAAGACUUUAACCAUCUGUGUUACCUAUCUAUCUUUUCCUUCUUUAAAUCUGGUUUAACGUAACGUGGUAAAGAUAUCCUCUAUAUCUUCACUUUAAUUUUUUUUCUUUUCAUUUCAUUUUUCAUUUCAUUUCCGCGUGCUUCAGAAAAUUAUCACUUGCCAAUGGAAAAAUUAUUGAUAUAGGUGAAGUUUGGAUACUAAUCUACUGACCCCUUUUUUUUCGACGCAUCGAUCCAGAGAGGAGAUUUUAUUAAAAAAAAAAAAAAAAGAUUGGAUAAACCUCCCAUGAAGAUAAACUAGCGCCGACUGCGUUUUUCGGCAAUUUACGUCAUAUAAAUAUCGUACCUCCUACGCGAGAAAAGAAAUACUAACCAAAACCAUCCGAAUUAUUGUCUACAAUCAAUAUAUCAAGUAGUAUUUUAAAUCGGUCUACAAGACUCCGAAUGUAUUUCAACUGUAUUUUUUGUAACAGAGUGACGAAGGGCCAAAGCUUCUCUUUCUCUUUACGAGUAUGCCACCCACAACCCAGCAUACUGGUAACAAAAAAAAAAGAUUCUAAACAAGGUGUCAAAGCAAGUGAAGGACGGACGAAUCCAAAACAGAAAGAAUGUUAGGAAACAUUUGACUGCCAUUUGAUUAGAGCGGCUUCGAAAACUGCUGCUGCUUCGAAAGAAAAAAAAACCUUUAUUUUGGUCAGUGUGCUCAUAAUGGUAAAUAUAAUCGGUACAAACUGAAAAAAAAAGACGUAUUUGCUCAGCAGCGGCACUUACUUAUCACUACUUUACUGAGACUUAUUCAAGAGUUAGAAACUUCGGUAAUAACCACACGUUCAAACAGUGAGCAUUAAAAAAAAGAGAAUUCACUUACUUCGGCCUAGAUGGCACAUGAGGUGGGGCUAUUAUCAAAGGAUAUGUGGAAAGAGAUGAAAGAAAUCGCUUCGUUGUGAGUAAGAAUGACAUCAUUAACUAAGUUAAAGCUUGUGACUCAGAAACCAAGUGUAACUUGUAUUUGACUCUGUUGUCAAACAACAGGAGAAGGAUUAAGGUGGGUUAUCAUGGUAAUUAGUUUCAUAUAAUUUGUAAGGUUUUUGUAAUUUGAUUAGCAUUGGGCUUUGCCGGGACUGUAGAGGGACCUUCAAAAUCAGCGCUGGAAAUGCAGAAUAUGACCUGCUUUAAAUAGCCCCUUCGUGCUCCAAAACACUGACCUAUUAAAAGCCACAAUCUGCCAUAUGAAGACAUUUUAUUUUCGUAUGGUAACAUUUUACCUGUCUCACGGCGUUUUUUACAGUAUGAAAUGAGCACCAGUAGAAAAACGACAGCAGCCAAAGGUCCCCCAAUGUAGUACCACUCCAGUGAGCUGCUGGAGGAAGAUGAGCUGCUGGAGGGAGCCUCUGAAUUUCCUGAAACAUAAUAAUAGAAAAAAGCUUAGUAGGAAAGUAAUUUGCUGGUCGGCAUUAAAAAUAAAAACUAAAAUCACCAACGAUCCAGAUAGCGACGAUCCAACAAUUUACUACAAUUUCGACAACGAUCCAACGAUUUACUUUGUUCAUUGCUCGCGUUGGGUGACGGGGAAUAACCCAUGGAAAAACAGACACAGAUGUGUUAAUUUACCAAAAACAAGCAGAUAGAAAGAGAAAGAUUGUUGAAAGAAUUAUAGAAUAUGUUUAACAUGUAUAACAUACUGCUACUGUUUCAAAUUCGUUUUGAAACAGUUUUCUUUCAAAUUUAAUUAAUUUCAAAUUUCUAGUUCCCAGAAGAUCAAAAAACCACUGGAAAAGUUUGUGAGGAACUUAAAAAGUGGAGGUGCAUUUUAUAAUAAUGACCUUAUAUAGUUAAUUACUAAAAUUAUAUGUAGUUCCUUAAACAGCUUACCUUUGACAUUUACCAUCACAACAGAGCGAGCCACAGUUCCUAGCUUGUUACGUGCUUCACAAGAAUAUUCACCACUGUCCUCUUCCACAACUUCAGUAAGAGCAAGUUUACUCUUUUUCUCGUCUAAUCGUGUUUCUAUAACUGCUCUUUCUGUUAUUAGCUCUCCAUCUUUUUUCCACAUUACGCUUAUUGUUUCUUCGUUGACUUUGCAGGUCAAUGCCAGGGCAUAUCCUUGAAUAAGUGUUAUGUAUUUCUCUGAAACAACUCGAGCAGAGGCUUUUCCUACGUUGAAAAAGGGACAAUUCGUUAGAAUGCUAGUGUCACAUUGAAACUUCAACUGCAUCAGAAACACCCCCAAAGAACAAAAUAAAACCAAAACAAAACAUGGAAACGAAACGAGUCAAAUGCGACCUCUAUAGGAAUGCUUCGAACAGUUUGCUUUAAAUGCAUCUAAAAUCCAUCUUCCCUUGUUCUUUUUUCUUCACUCUUGUGCAAAAGGACACAACAAGUGAGUCAUGCAACACGAAGUUUCUUUCUUUUCCAGCAGAGCGGAAUCGGGUGUGAUUUCAAGUAGAUGAUCGUACGUCUAAAUUGUAAAGUACUACAACAACUUCAUUAGGUGGUUUUCUGUCGCUUCCUGAGGAGAGUGGACUCACUACAUUUUCUCGAGUGGACUUACAACAUUUUCUCAAGCUGACACGGUGAAAUUUCCAAGGAUAAAUUGUGGAUAUCAUAGACGGAACUAGAAUCAAGAGCUGUUAUCACAAUUCAAUCGAUAGAAAAUACUUCAUGGAAAGUCUGUCCAUACGGUAUUUUACGCACGAGUUGGUAGUAUCGGAAAUCGAACAGGUGUGCGCAGCGAACCAAUGAGAUUUCUGGUACAAACCGACUCGCUGUUUUCUCUUUUGUGUUUUUGCUCUGCAUGCUUUCUAUUCCGCAUAAUUCUCCACAGAGGUUCCUCAGUCAUCUUUUGUAAGUAAUUUGGUUUAAUAAACAGUCCUGAAAGCCGAUUUUUAUAAUGUUAUAGACGGAAACUAUGCCAGUGAAAGAUUAAUAAGAAUAACAUACGCUUUACGGGUGAAAAAGCACGAUACGCGGUUCCUCACACGUAAAAAAAGCGAUGUGCGCCAUUUGAUUGCCUCUCGGCUUCUUGGACCAGCUUGGGAAGAAAAUUUUACUUCAUGCUUUUUCAGCGUGUAAAUCCGUAAAUCUUGACUCUGUGAUAUUCUCCACCCUCAUGGCUAAGUCACAUUGCGAUUUAAAAAAAGCCAUAAAUCAACUUUGUGAAGAGAUCUAAAAGAAUUGAGGAUGCGAGGGAAUUCUUUCGAAUGCUUAAUCUCUACUCGACCUCCGACGUCGGUCACGGAUGGAAGCGUAUUCGCUUUAAGUGGUUUCCUCUGUUUUAGUUUUGUUGUUCAAUGUAGAGAAUAAAAUUGUGUGUCGUAUGUAACUUUGGCUUUUGCAUCUCGCUUACUUUUAGCUUUCUUCUGAGAUUCUGGAUCUCUCCGUCUCGGAAUUCUCUUCUUCAGAUUUUUCCAGCUUGAAAGUACAUUGCAUAUCGUGAAGUAUUUCGAAUCAAUCAACUCUCUAUAGUGCCAUCACCUGUCCUUUUUCUUCAGCGCUUCUUUCCUACCCAGAUCUGCGCAGUUCUUUGCAUGUGUAAUCAUAAAGAUCCAAGGACAUAAGUAUUAAGCAUUGAUAUCACCAGUCUUUUUGUAGGUCAGGCCCCGGUUGCUCGAAGGGUGGAUAACACUAUCCAUUGGAUAAAACUCUAUCUGGUGGAGAACGCUUUUCGUUUUGCUACAACAGAUUCACUGGAUAAAUAUUUAACCGUUAGAUAGCGUUAUCUGCCCUUUAUACAAGUAGGCCGAGUUUACCUAAAUUCUCUUCGCGCUAUUCCUUUUCUCCGUCGCUAUUGCCCAUGGAUUUACAAGUUCAUUUUUCUGUCUUCAUUUCUUCUCUCCCUAUUUCUCUUAUUCGUCUUCAACUUUAUCAUCGUCAUUAUCAACGUCACCAUCGUCGUCGUACUCAUUAUCAUCAUCAUCAUCAUUAAUAUCAUUAUAACUGAACUUACCAUAAACACGCAAAGUUGCUGAGGAACUGGUUGUGUUUGCCUUGUUUUUCGCUGUACACUUGUAAGUCCCAUUCAUCUCUCUCGUGACACUUGGCGAAACUAGGAUUGAUCCUCCUUCGUAACCGGUUUGAUUGAUACCAGAUGGCAGGUCACCAUUAUUAAAAGUCCAGACUAAGGUUGGUGUUGGAAUACCUGAGGCUACGCAACUAAGGUUUACAGGGUAACCUUCGGCAAGAGAUUGGCUUCUCGGAGGCUCAGUGAUCUGGGGAGAGACUUGAAGUAAAAAGAUCACCAAGCUCAACAAAGGGUCGCAUUUUCCAUUUUAACCCCCUCUGCCCCCUUCCCUAUCCAACCCUAAAUUAACUAGUUUCAAAAUAAAAGCAAAUUACGUUAUUGCCGAGUCUAUUUUUAAGCCAAGGUUAUUUUGAAAUUAGUUUUCUUCACUUUUGAUAUAGGAAGGUAUAAGUCGGCCCAAUGUGACAUCAAAACAUUCUUUUAUUUCCUUAAAAGAUUUCCUAUCUUAAUAACAGCCCAGGAGUUAACAACUUAGUUACCUAUUUAUUAAUUUCUUCAUUCUUUUCUCACUGGUUGUUAGGUUUAAUAUCAACACCAUGGUCAAGAGUACCAGUUUCUCUAAGUUCAAACUACACAUUUACUUUGAAUAAUAGCCAAAUAAUAAUGGUUAAAAGGCUUGCAUCAAUGAAAAAUUUACAUGGAUGUUUCGCUUUCCAACUUCAGUAAUAAAUACUUAAAUAAUAAUGCACUGAUAGCCAAUUUGCACUUCUAAAAAUGUACAUGAAAUCAUGUCAGCCAUUGUUAUUUAAGAAGCAGAAAAAAGGUAAUUAAAAAAAUUAAACGGACUUUUAUAAUAAAUGCCGUGACAAAAUAUGGUGAUAUCUUUAAAGUCAAAAUUGCUCGACGCUCCAAAAAGAAAUCAGUUUAAACUGCCCAAAAAUUAAUUACAUGUCUGAUCACGAAAUUCAUUUACAUUCGAUGUAUAAGUUGGCAUGUUCUCGCUUUUUAAAUGUUAUCAUCAAUCAAGUACUUUUUUUAAUAUUUUUAAUCAAUUUUGAAACUUUUGUGGUUUCAAGUCCUUAAAUUGCAUUUGGUAUCAUAGAAAAGAUUUUAUCCUUAUCCAACCAAAGAUCUAAAUUGAUUAUUGACUCAAGUUCUUUCUAUAUGUAAAUAAGAACCGUACCUCCCGCCACUUCGAUCCAGAAAGUUGAGUUUUUGCUUCCUUCGCUGUUUUUGGCGCUGCAGGUGUAUUGACCAGAGUCUUCAAAUCUCGCUUGGCGAAUCGUGAAAGUGUUGUUGUUACCGAGAUUCACGCCAUCCUUAGUCCAGAGUAUCUCGGGUGUAGGGAAACCGCUUAGAGAGCAAAUGAACUGAAGCGACGAGUUAUAGGCAAUCGACCGAUUCUUGAGCUCAGGAUUAAUUUCAGGAGGACCUGGACAUAGAAUUCAAAAGCACAAUUCAAAAAAGGUGAAAGUUUGAAAAGAACAACAGAUAAUGAGAAGAGCAAUAGAACUAAAAUAAGUAAGUCAACAUUUAUUUUUCCCUUCACUGUUUUUAGCGCUGCAUGUGUAUUGACCAGCAACGCCAUAAGUCACUCGAUUAAUCGUGAGCAUGUUCCUGGUAUCAAGUAACUUUCCAUCUUUUGUCCAGUUCACCUCUGGUUUAGGAAAAGCCCCCACGAAGCAUUGAAUUUGAAGUGUUGAAUGUAACUUGACAGACUUCUCUCGCCGAGAAUUUAUUUCGGGACGACCUUUUUAAUUUUGAAAAGAAAAAUAAUGAUUUAUAUAAAACUUGAUCCCCAUCCCCUCCUAUAUUUUCUCCUUUUUCUUUAUUUGAAUUUUUAUUCUCUUCCUUGCAUUAUCACACACGUAAAUUUUUUAUUCCCACCGCGCAUUUCCUCAGAUUUGGAAGUAGGCUAUGAAAAGUUAAUAUUGACCAGAACUGAAAUCUUUUUCUAUCACUAUUUGUUUCAUAGAACCCCCGUUAUUUAUGACUUUAUUUCUCAAGAGAAUGUGUUUUUAUUUGCUAUUUAUUUCCAUUAGAUCAUGAAUAUAGGUCCUGACAAGUUUUUUUGUUUCGUGACUCCCAAAAACUGUGUUUGCUACAACAUCAAUUAAGAAAUUCGCUUGUAGCCUUCUACCCGCAGAAGGCAAAUCCAUAUAUUGAAACGUUCUUAGACCUCUGUAAACUAGAGACAUUGCGUGAUGUUGAGGGGUCAAAUAUUUACACUGAAUCUGUGACCCUCAAACGGGUCACGUACUCGUACAUGUAACGUCCGGAAAAUGUCACGCAUGUAUAACACCGUAGGCACACCUAGCGAAUUCUAUCCACUGGCUUCAAUAGUAAAGAGACGACUUAUUUGUUAUUGGUAUAUGAGCAAGCUUAUUUACCCUACUUGAAAAAUUCCAUGAUGAAGUCUACUAUUGUCAGACGAAACGUGUGGGGGAUAAAUACAAGUUUUACUUUCUCAGUUCGUGCAGUGAUGCUCACUAGCUUGUUCCGUCAAAAACGCUUUUAAUGUGAAGUCACGUCGACCUCGACAGAAAAAUUAAGCUCACCCUGUCAUAAUCAAUGGCUUGAUACCGUAAGUACCAAUUUAGGUACAUCAUUGGGCUUUGAUCACAAUAAUGAAAAAACUGUGCUUUUCCUCACGCUCGCCACAUUUAUUCUUUGGAAAACUAUUUUACUGGGGGGCGAUGUCGUUUACCUUGGCACGUCUUGACUCUCACCGACGAAAAUUAUCGAGGUGAACCCCAUGAAAUUCUUGUCAAAUGUUUUAAAAACUUUGUUUACCCCUGAUUUGCAUGCAAAAAAAAAAAGGCAAACUCCGAACGGUAUUUCAAAACAUUUUAUUAAUUGGUCAAUUUAUGAACUGUUUUAUGGCAGCCCGAGGAAAAAGGCAAAACUGAAACCACUGGCGUAUCGGUCAAAUGAAUUCCAAUUUUUUCAGCAAGGAGUUGGUAAGUUCAUUUUUCCCGGUAAAUUUAAGUGGGGGUCAAUUUUUGGUGACAGCCGAAGAUAGACGUCUCUGAAACGUCUCUGAAACUCUUAAAAAGUUUACAAUUACAUUGUUAAUCCUAUGUAGUGUAGGUGUAUCAGUUGUAUUACGUCUUCAUAGCGAUGCCAUAUAAGAAAUCGAGUGUCUAAAAAGCCCUCAAUUCAGCCCAACACUCGAAUUGAUAGAUUUACGAUGGUGCAGUUGUCUUGUUCAUUUGCAACUAACUUUAGAACCAAAUCUCGUGAACAAAAACAUUCGAUAAACAACCAUACAUGACAUGUUUGGAUCAUUUAACAAAAUAAAAUAUGUAAGACAGUGGUGCAGUCUGUAUUUCUCCCUUUCUCUAUAAUUACUUUCAAUGCUUAUGUAACAUUUGGUUACGGUAAACUCAUUAAGUUGGUAUUUGGCGCGAUGCCCUAGGGUUUGCUAAACUUAUCGAGACACGCUUUUGAGAGCAAAAAUACAAUUUGAAGACGAUAAUGCGAUGGGAAUCCGUGCCAGUCUGUCUUUACCUUUAUUCCCAUGUUGAUGGUUUCCAGACAGACCCCGUCCUUUAUGUGCAAACACUCUGGCGUGCAUAAUCAGUUAAUGAACAAAUUCAAAAUACACAAACUAUAGUUUAAAAACAACAUUUUAAGCCCCUCCUUUUUAGGAACAAACCGUAACAAAUUUAACUUAUGAGUCUUAGUAGCUUUUCAAGCGAUUUAUGCAGCAGAAAAGGCCUUCCUAAAAACUCACUCUCACCUUCAGAUCGGGUAAGAUCGAAAUGGCCUGCUCCUUAUUGGUUCCCUAACCAACAUCAAGGACCAAUAGGAAUAAUGGAAACCCGGUCCUCAAGCCAAACGAUCUACGUAUAAAAAGGUCACAGAAGCAAUUUCCACUCGGGAACGGAAUUGAGAACACCACUCUACCUUUCCCUGAAAGACCUUGCUCUUGCAACAACAUCUUCAAACAACAGCUGAAGAGACUCGUGAAGAGUCGAAACCGUCGAUAUCGUUGUAGCCACUAUAAACAGUUGCACCAAUGUCCGCCUUUGACAACUCUCUAGCGGAAUACCUUACACAAAGUCUUGGUGAAGAAGACGAAAACGAUAUCUCACGAAAAAAAACAUGUAAAUUGGCAACCGCUCAAAGAAAAGCACUCAGCAAACAUUAUAAAAAAAAAAUAGUGACAAAAUAGCCAAAUUAAGGAAUGAGAUUUCUGACUUAAGAGUCUAUUUAUAUACUUGCAAAUAAAAUAGGUGGAAAGUAUAAGUGUGCUUGUUAAGCAGUAUACUAUCUAGAUUGACGAUGAAUAAACACGUGGGCAGACAUUAUGAACUAAUUUAUUCACACCCCCGAGCACGCAUUGAUACGGGAACUUUAGAAUGUGAUGCAAUCGUGUGCGAGUAACGCAACGGUGACAUGACAUCCACCUAGUCAAAAAAAUAAUAUACAGAGAGAGAUAUGCAAAUACAAACAAAUAGUGUCUCCGGAGUUCAAGAUAAAAUUAAUGUGACCCAUUGUUCAAUAAUGACAAGAUAAUGACAAGAAAAAGAAGAAAAAUGUUCCAAAAGGCACCGACAAUAUGGAGUGCUCUUGUAAGGUUGUACUCUGUUAGCCCACAUUCUAGUAGAGUUCGUUGUCAUUAAACUUCCUUGGAUUUCGGAUCAUUGUCUGUUAAACAAUUUACUGGGAUGCCGUGACGGGCAAAGUGGACUUUGGUGAGCACGACGAUGGUGGUAGAUUGAGUGUUAAUCAGCUGGUCCAACUCAUAGAAAUCACUGUAAUGGUCUACGGUGACUAGGUACUGGUUAUGUUGGAACUCAAAUAUAUCUUGCGAGAUGAACUGCCAAGGUCUUGUAGGGACAGGAGGGGAUAGUAUGGUCAGUGGCGGCUUGCUUUCCACACUGGGAGCAGGUAGGGCAUGACUAAAAACAUGCUUCUAUGUGAAACGAAGUCAAUAUUCUACUCCUCUAUGGCAGUAGUGGACUUUGCUAUUCCUUCCAUGUAGCUUGUGGAUGUUUUCUUCCAAGGUGGAGAUGAUAUUCUUGAUGAUAAGGACAUCGAAUGGCUUUAUUGAGGGUCUGAGAAGGGUUUAAGCAGCUCCGUAUUUUCCCGGUUUGGUGAGGGUUGGUUCUCGCUUUCGGUUCAGAUAUCCUUACCAGCUUGCCAGUGGUUUCAUACGCAUCCAGGGCCGCUUUUAUCGCAUCCAGCUUUGAAAUCGGCUCGCAAUGAUUGGGGGCAUGGAUGGGUUUGACAUCUGGAUCCUGGUUAAGACCGACGGGUGGGCCGCGGAAGCUUAGACCUUGAAAAAGUGAGCUCCAGUUCUUGGAAAUGAAUUCCGGAGUUCAAGUCCCUGGAGUAGGCCAGACUCGCAUUGACGUAUCUGGACGUGGUGGAGGGAGCCCAGCUGCUUAUACCUGAUGGCUGUCAGGUUCAGUCGUUAGUGGCUGGGGAGGGUUACUUGUGGAACAUUUCCUUAUGAAGUCCGCACGUAGAGGCUUGGAGGGCAAGUUGACCAAUGGGUCUGAUUGGUGGACUGUCAUACAGUAAUUGAUGGUAGAAUCUUGGCCCAAGGCAUGCUGGAGAGGUGGCAGGAUAGAAAUGUGUUUCAAGAGACUGCAGAAUCUAUUUGGAAAGGAAUUUGCGCUCUGCAGUUUGAGUUUGGUUUUUCCAAAAGAAGCAAGACGAAAUGACCUUUGUCAGAGGAUGGGGCCGUUGUAGUGACGCCAGUGUUAGGGGUUGCCCGCUUGAGAGGGUGAAGCAGUUCUCAUACUGUAUGCCUUCCUUGGGAAGGGUGUAGAAGUGCUCUUCUUGUUCCACCAAUCUCAUGUGUUCCCGUCUGGGACUCGGUGGGGUAGGUUUAUGGGAGGCAAGUUUGGAGGCUCGGUUGUCUUUGGCUACUUGUUGACAGACGCUUGCAAAGUGAUCAGUUUUGUGAGAACAGCUACAAGUCUGGCCUGAAGCUAGGCAUAUGUCACGGUAGUGUUGCCACUUGGUGCCACAGAAAAAGCAAGAUCUGUUAGGGUAGAUUCCAGGUCUUGGUUUGCCCGGAGGUUUUUUGACCGCUGUCGUGGAAGUGGGAGAGUGAACUUGUUCUUCUGUGGUGGAAUUAACCAAAAGCUUGUUUGUAUGUUAUGCCCCCUCAAACGAUAUAGCUUGAUUCACCACGAAAGUCGAGGUUAAAGGGGGAUCCUCCGGUUUCCGUUGGCCAUAUCUGUGAAAUAUGUUUUCUCGGGGCGAUUGAAGAACUCGUUGAGACCGAAGAGAAACUUACCCCUAAUAAAUGCUUCCGCGUUCACGCCAAACGAUCAUCGCCCGGCGGCAGUAUGUACAGCGUUUCUUACAUUGAAAUGGAGGUUUGGUCUGCUUGUGACAUUUUUGCUCAGAAGUGGUAGCGGUCUUGCAUCAAACUACAUGCACCAGUGUAAUGUUCUUUGAUUUUUUGAAGCCAAAUCCAGUGUUUUCCAGCAUCAUCGUUCGGUAUCUUGGAAGCUAUUUCGCUGUGUAGGGUGUCCCACUCAGUUGCAGGAAUUGUUAACUCGAAGGGUCUCCUAGCGACGAUGUAGUGGUCCCCAGUUUCGGUGAGUCUACUUUUAGCGGGGUUUCUGUAGCCUUCGAGUAAAUAUUAAUCAUGAAAUCUGGUCUCCCAGUAACGGUUAUGGUCACAGUUUGGUUGCACGGCUUGUACAUCGAGGAUAGACUUUUCGUGCUUCGGCAUGGUGCAAUUGUGAAAUGUUGAUGAAGAUUUGAGAUGUAGCCGUGGAAGCUAUUCAGUGGUGCAGUUGUGUCUACGAGAGGCUGGCUCGCUGUAAAAACCGGUCCUGACACCAUGUUAAGCAGUAUACUUUUCAGUAUUACAGUAUUUCUUGUCGAAGAACAAACACACGCGCAGCCAUGAUAAACUCAUUUAUUCACACACGAGCACACGUUGAUACGGGAACUUUAGCAUGUGAUGUAAAUGUGCGCGAGUAACGAAACGGUGACAUGACAUGUUCUCUGAAUCUAAAAAAGCUGGCUUUAACAACAGCGGAAACAGAACAAAAAGGAUAAGACGCAAAGAGCGUAGACACGCUUUAAAAUAUAGGCUUUCAGCCAAAGAAAGGGAGACAAAUGAAACAUUCCUAAAAUAUCUCACAAACUAUCAAAUUUUUGACAGACAAGUCAGCAUGCUAUCAAAGGUCUCAAAUUCAUUUCAAUGCCCGUGACAAACGAAUGUAAAAUUAGGCAACAACUCUUGCAAGAACUUGAACAAUUUGCAUUGCUUUCACUGACAGAACAAAGAACCACAUCCGUUUCAGGUUAAUUCCAACUGGAUACCACCGGUUCAGCCUUCUAUUGCCCUUGAGAGCAAUUAGGAAAAUGUCAAACCACAACUUGCAGAGGUUACUGUAACUAAGCCAAAAAGUAAUUCGUCGCGCAAUGAGGUUGUGGCUUUAAAAGAGUUGAAAAGCCAUUCUGUGUUAAACUUCAAAAAAGUAGACAAAGGUAUAACAGUCAUCACGAAUAACCACAACCUCUCAAAGCACCGAUAGUGAAAAACAUGCAGAAAAGGGUUAAUGAGAUCAUUGAAAAAAUGCGUCAGGGCAAACAAAUUGAUGACAUGACCAAGAGAUGGCUUUCACAAACUCCCAAUCCGCCUAGUAUACCAAUAUUCUAUAAGCUCACGAAAAUACACGUACCGGUCGGUAGAUCUAUAAUCUAUAAUCUCAGGUUGCCACGGCCCUACCGAGAGAAUACCCUCUUUCGUGGAGACACUGUCCCAGCUUAUGUUGCAAUUGCAACAAUCCUAUACGAAGGAUGUCACUGCUUUUUAUCAUUUUCAUAGAAAAGACAAAGGUAGGCAGAGAUACUAUUCUAGUAUCAAUGAACGUUUCUAGCUUGUACACAAAUAUACCUCAAGAAGAAGGAACGAAGCAUACGAAAAGUUCAACAACCAUAAAGCACCGAUCCCAACGCACUACCUCAGGGAAAUGCUUGGCUUAAUCUUUCAAGAAAAUUUGUUUCAAUUCAAUGGGGAGAACUUCUCCCAAACGAAAAUGGGCAGUGUCAUUUGCCAGUAUUUCCAUGGCGGAAAUUGAAAUGAAAUUAAUGCAAUAAAGCGAAACCAGGCCAAGAGAAUGGAAACCUUACGUUGAUGACACCCUUAGGGAUUAAAACAGAGAAGAAAUACAUGAUUCAUUAAACGAGCUAACUUUUUCCAUCCUACUAUCAAAUUCACGGCAGAAAUAGCAGAGAACCAAAUCUCAUUCCACGAUACCACAGUGUUUAGAGGAGAGAUUCGCAAAAAUCCAACUUGGACAUCAAAACCCAUUACAAGGCGACCGAGACCUUCCAAUCUACGCACCUCGCUUCGUGCCACCCAUCAGGCGUUAAACAUGGUUUCAUUAAAGGCGAAGCAAUCAGAUUGCUUAGAACAAACUCUCCGAAAGAAAUAUUAGAGGAGGGCCUUCUAAAAUUCAAACAACGCUUCAAAACAGGAGGGUACCUAGAAAAUAUCAUAGAAAGGUCUCUGUCAGGGGUCAACUUUGCCUCUAGGCAAUUGGCUCUUACACAUACACAAAAGCCAAAAGGUCACAACGUACACUCGGCAGUUAAAAAUUUAAAACAAAUAUCGAUGGAACAUCGGAGUCAGCCCUUGCUGAUAGCAAUCUUUACAAAACCUCCGAUCAUCUCUUACACAAAGAGAAAGUCACGCUUGUGAGAGGAAAAUUUUAAUUUGAAGGUUACAAUGCAACGCGACCACAAAAGCCACAUGGAAAGUCCAUGCCAAUCUGUUCUCACCUUUAUUCUCGGGCUUAGAAAACCUCGAGUGACAUGAUUUGGGCGCUACUUAGUAAUGAGAAAAUGUUAAAAAAAAGUAGGCGUUACAGAUAAAUUAAAAUCUGGGAUAUCGGUUGGUAUGGCUUCAUUUCUCAGGGCAGGGAAAUUUUUUAGUUAUCUAUGGGUUUACAGGGACAAUAGUCGAUAGGCUUUUGACCAAUAAGAGCGUACGUAUGUAUGUAACAGACUGAUUAAUGAGCCCAGGAUUAAUUCCAGGAGGACCUGGGGAUGGAAUUAACAAACACAAUUCGAAAAAGAUGAAAAUACGAGAAAAAAAAGGAACAGAAAAUGAAAAGAGUAACUUGAAGAGAAGUAAAGCUUGCUUCAUUUUUUCCUUCACUAUUCUUAGCGCUGCAUGUAUAUUGACCAGCGUGUUCAUAAGUCACUUGUUUAACGGUGAGCUUGUUCGUGGUAUCAGGUAGCUUUCCAUCUCUCGUCCAAUUCACCUCACAAGACAGUUCACUUGAAGGAUUGAAUUAAAUUUGACAGACUUCUCUCGCCGAGAAUGUAUUUCAGGAGGACCUUUUUAAUUUUGAACAGGAAAUAAUGAUUUAUUUAAAACUUGAUCCCCAUCCCCUCCCCCUCUACUUCUUUUUAACCUUCGUUCAGAAACUUGGUGCAACUCUCUUUCUCUCCCCAGCUCUCCCCUGCUGUAGAAAUCAAAGUUUGUAGCCAUGAUUUUCACCUAGGAAAAAUACUUAGCACCGGCUCGCGAAAAUCACACCUGUUUUACAUGAAACUAUAAUGAUCUUUCUUUUCCUGCUAAAGAAAAAUUGCCUUUCUUUUUUGUGACAAAAUGUAUAUCUAGCGUCUAAUCGGUUAUAAUGAAACUCCUGCAGAAAAAAUUAAAUGUUUUUAAUUGAGUGCGAGCCAUGUUUUUUUUUUUUUUUACAAAGAAAAGGGGGGGUAAGUUUCCAAAAUCUCGAGGUCUUAUCAACUAAGUCGAAAAUGUAAAAUAGCUACCAUAAAGAUUUUCUAAGCUAACGUUUCGACCGUUAACGCCUCGUCAGAGCUACCACUCGAAACGUCAACUUUGAUAAUUUUUACGGUGGCCGAUCAAAAUUACCAACUCUGUUAGUAAAACCAAAGUCUAUUAAACAAAGAGUUUGACGUUUAAUAAAAGGACAGUUGAAGGAUAUCUGUGCAGCAUUUUCUACCAAAAAAUGAAUCCUUUACUUUCUCCUCAUACAUAAAAACACUUACAUAUACAAGGCCGUGAUUCCUGAGUUCUUGAGCAGUUAAAUUCUAGAAGUAAGGUUAUCCAGAUAAUCUUUUAAAAGUAAUAAACGGUUGGAGAUUAAGUCAUCUUAUUUCUGUUAAAGAAAACAUCGCUUGAAAAUAGCUGCUGAAGGUCGCUGCUUAAUUAUCAUGGCAAUAAAGCGGGUAAGUUUCUAAAGAAACUGGUUCUGCGUCGGUGGGAGAGUAUAGCAGUUAAUUUAGUGUUAAUAACUGAGUUGAAAACGUAAAUUAAAGUAAAUGUGAGGAAAGACCGUUGACUGUCAUAUGCUGUUUAGAAUGAUUAGGGAUUAUGAUUAUGGCAGUCUGUGGCCUUUCCUUACAUGUGGGCGGUUCGGAAAGCCGCAAAACACUAGAACAAAAAUUUAUCUUCCAAAUCGGCACCCUUAAUCCCCACGGAAUCAACGAGCGCUUUUAAUUCAACUAGUUUACUUCUGUUUUCUCGUCACCAUAUUCCCACCAAUGGCGUAGCUCCACUUUCUGCAUAUAAACCCACACACAACCCACAAUUCCUGCAAUCGCUCUGACGAAGGGCUAACGCUCGAAACGUCAGCUUUUUUACCCUUUACGAUGGCUAAUUUACUUUUCCAACUCAGUUUUUAACACUAAAUUACCUGCUAUCAUUGCAAUAUAUACAUAAGAAUUUAUCCAUUUGAAUAAAAGCUUAUAAAUGCUGUAUAGCUUUUUGAAGUUGUAAAACAAUGGCGAAAACCAGCCAUUGCACUUUUGAGUCACAGAUUAUCAAAAACUCCCUCUUGUCACUUACCGACUCUUUGCCGGUACUGGUUGCAUUCUUUGCAGACACUCCAAGAUGACCACGCCAUACAACCUUUGAAAAUAUUAAGUUUUGCGCAAAGAAUCAUAUGUUAUAUUAUCACUCUACCUAUGCUAUUUACUUCCUUUGCUGCAUUAAUCUGCUGCUUGUCACAAAGGAUACCAAAAUACAUAACUAUUAGAGUCGAUAUUCCCAGUUUCUAAUUUCCAAGGAGACUUCCAACAUCUUCAUGUUAAAAAAGAUUGAUGGCUUGAAGCUUUUAAUCACCCAAAUUACAGCUCCCUAUUUAUAAGCCUCAUUCGUGUUCUCUCAACAUCUGUCACGGAUUUAUUAUUUAUAAAGACAAGGAAAAUGACACUGUUUUGUAUUGCUCAAAUGGAUGACUGUGCAAAAAUUUUAAAAGAAAUAAACUAGGAUUUUAACGUUGUCAAUUUUUGAUUUUCAACUUCACUGUAAAAGUUUUACCAGUCGAAGACCGAGGCCUGAAACGUUGAAAUUCACUUCAUUUCUAUGCAACUUCAAAUUCACUUCAUCUCUAUGCAACAUCUUUGUCCAUAAAUCGAAUGAUACUCAGAGAAGAGUACCCUGUCCGAAUCCCUCUAUUAAGAUCCAUUCGUUUGUUCAACCAUCUUUAUCGACCCUUUAUCCUGCCUACUGAUAAAUGAUAGUUCAAGCAUGGCUACUUACAAUCUGUUAUAUCAGUUCGGAUGAGGAUGUUAGGUGAACAUGAAAAGAAAGAUUCACAUUCGGUGAGUUAAUAAGUGGCUUAAUAUAGCCCUGGGAUACUUGACUACACACAUCAUUAGCUUAACAAACAAACUGAACUCGUCGCACUCACCCGCUUAUGAAUCCGGGAAGAACGUCGUGAAAGAGAAAAACAAUUUUGAAAAGAUGUUAAUCCAUUAUCUAUUCAUUUGUUUAUUUGAACCAACCAGUUUGUUUAAUUUGGUAUGCCAAUAUUUUAGAAUUUGUUAAAUCAAACAAACAAUCAGCCAAAUAUGACUGAUAUCUGAUGAUAAUUAUACAAAUAUCGUUUAUUACAGAACUUGGGUACUGAUUUUAUACUAAUAUUUUUCACAUCAGUAAAAUCGUUUGGAUAGUAACAUUGUAACAUUAACAGUUAUCACUAACUGUCAUUGAUAAACACGCAGAUAAUUCUUUACUAUUUACGAUUGCAAUUUGCCGAUCAGUAAUCAGCCGGUGCAGAGAGUCAAUAGUGUAUAUUAAGCCACAGGAGAGUUCUUUAUUUAUAGGAACAAAUGAUAUUGAUAGUUACCUUCCCUUUUGGCUAGACAGAAAAGAUGAGAUAAGAAAGGAGGAGCAGUUAAUGAUCUAAAUAACAUAGCUUAGGUUAUGAAAUAACAAUUCAUCGUAAAACUCUACCCCCCCCCUUUUUUUUUUUUAGGAAAGGAAUUAGGUUCCAGUACUUUCUCAACACAUGGACAGCGAACAUUAGCGCCUAAAUUUAUAUUUCCCAGGAAAGGAUGUGACGUUGGAAAAAGAUUCUUCAGAAACUUAAGAGAAAAUUAUCAAGGAUGGGUUGCAUUUCUAAAUUUCUGUUUAACCUCGUUCACGCCGGUUUCGCGUUAAGGGUUUGACUGAUUUUAUGCGUGGUAUGACCAGCCCUUGAAUUACUUGUGUUAAACUUUGUUUUAUUUCUGUUCUGCGUUUGUCAGGCCUUAUAAUGAUCCUAUGGUAGACACCGUGAACUUUUUUGUUUGCGGUCUUGGACGAGAUUCAGUCGCUAUUAGGAGGUAGAGAAAGUUAGCAUUGCUGAACCGAAUGUUCCUCAUCAGCUGCCACUAGCAGAUCACAGGAUGAGGGGCCAGUUAUGGAAGUCUUUACUAAUAACUAUAAUAUAAUUUACGGUAAGCACGAGUUGAGCUCAAAAUUCUAAAUAAAGCAUAAAAGUAAACUUAAAACACAUUGAUGGAUGUCAGCGUAAAUUUCAUCAGUUGAAACUUUAUUAUUGUAAGCGAAAGCGAUUUUCAAUGGAGUUUUCAGAAGUAAUCCUUGGUAACAUCGGAGUUUUACUACGCCUCGUCCUGCACUACAGCUUCUCAGCAAAUUUGAUUUUACAUGAUCCUGGAUGCCAAAUGUUUGCUUUGAAUAUUAGAUUCUUGAAACUCCAAUGAUUUUUCGUUGUUCUGAUUCGCUGUGGCUUUGUUUUUACAACACUUAAUCGACAUGCACUCCGAAAAGAGUAAGCAAUUCAUACGCGGUCCGGUUGUAAAUGAGAUCUUAAGUACUAAAGGAAAGUUUAAUUGUCUUGAGAAUGAUUAUUAAGAAUAAGCAUUGCGCGAGAUAAACUAAAUUCAACUUACCAGCUAAGUGAUCGCAGAAGUGGCAUGUAAAUAAAAGUUAUAAAAAAAAUAUAAUUAAAACGUGCAUCUGUUGCUCAAAACAUUCAGUUGAUUAUUGAGAAAUGCUAUGCACUUUUUCUUUCGUUUAUCACCUGUACUUUAGUUAAAUAUGUUAACGUAAACGUACUGUAAAGGUGCCAUGCAAAUAGAUAUGCUUUAAAUCACAACGGAACAUGUACUUACGUCCUGAUCGUUUUUCACAAUUUCCAAGGCCAAGGAAUGAUGGAAAAAAAUACAUCGAGAACAGAAAAAUAAAUAAAAUGAAAUCAUUUAACUACCAAGAGCGUUGAUAUUCAUUAAUCAGUCGGCUAAGACCUCUGCUCAACAAAUAGUUCUGAUAAGAAAGUAUUUUCAUGACUAUGACUUUAAUUCUCAUAAUUAGUUUUAAGUAACUAACACCUCAAUUUCACAGUCUACCACAGAUAACAUUAAAUCUUUUCGUAAACUGAGCCAUUGAAUCAAAAUUGGAUCCUUAUCUACUUAUGGUUCACAUUGAAUAAAUAUUCCCACAAGAGCCUAAUUCAAAACGACCUGAACAAGUUUCCAACCAUAACUUAGGAAGCAAGGCGAAUAUCAGAAUGCUAUGUUUAUUGAUGAUCAUAAUUUCUCAUCCAUAAUCAUAUUAAUAAAACGAAACUUGUAGCUUUCAUUAUUACAAAAGUAAGCGGCAGUGACACAAAUAUGUUACAUCACUGUUACUGCAGUAGUCAAAAGACAUGUGAAAUCCGCCAAAUAACUAUAAAAAGAAAACGUACUUACGAUCUGUUUGCCCGUUAAGGUAGGAAAUAAGAAAAAGAGAUAUGUUAGUUGGUGAUGCACAUUUGUUAUUGCCUACAUUGUUCUUAAGUUCGGUAUCGUUAAGUAAAAGUGUCUUGUUGAUGGAACAGUCAGUAGUAUGACUAAGCAUCCUAUUACACUUGCCACAACUGUUGGGUAUUUCAAAUGGUUACCAUAUUGGCAGUCAAUGGGGAAGUCUGACCGGUUAAAAGUCUUUAACAUGCUCUCAGCCACCAAUAGUAAAAAGGACAUUUUGCCAAAGUAUAACUCUUGGCCGCAAUCAAAAAUAUUGGUUGGGGCGAAAACUAUACCGGUUCAUUGUAAGUAAAGCUUUUUCUUUCACAAAUUUACUCUUUCGCAAAAAUGAUGAUAAUUCUUAAGAGAGUCUAACACAUGAUGACUGUCGAAAAAUACCUGGUUUGCAAGAAAUGUGAAAAUGAAUGAGGAAAAGUAAAGAAAAAGCUACUUACGACUUGUUCUGCGAAUUUGACCUUGGUGAACCCGAUGGAAAAGAAGAGAAAAUGAAUCAACUGAAAUUCACGAUCAGUUUAAAGCCGUUGUGAGAUACUGUGUACUAAUUGACUGUGUGGGAGGGCCGGAUGGGAAGGUAUUUGGCUCGAGGUCAAGACGUACGGACCGAGCACAACACAGAGGUCCGAGUGCCAUGACCGAAAGCCAAAUAUUUCCCAUCUAGCCCGACCUAACUCAGCCAUUACGCAUUUUACCGUAUGACUUUUUGGUGUUGGACAUUUCGAUUUUUUUUCUUAAAUACUACGCUAUAGACCGGCGCGCACGGAAUAACCACAAAAACGAUUCUACAAUUAAUACUUUUCUUUCCUGUUUUCGAGUUAGAACAGGAAACUCACAUUUCAUCGAAAAACGUGUCAUUUGUUUCCAAUUGUACUCUCUGCUGUCACUCAUUUUUGGCCACAAAAGCGAACAAUGUUUUUCAUUUUAAUAUUUUCUGCCCAAGUGCACUAGGGCCGGGCAGCUUUUUCCGGACCGGGAGCCCGUUUCUCGGGGUUGUGGUAACUUAACGGGCCCGUAAAGCUGUUCUGCUUUCCUUCAAGAUGGUUUCAAAAGCUUAAAAAUUCUACAAUAAACGAUAAAAUAAAUAACAAAAGAAAGAUGUCAAUUUUGAGCGAAGAGACGCUUCUUGAAAGUGGGAAGUUAUUUAAGAAAAAUUUCCAAAGCCGAAGUUUGGACACAUGUGCUGCGAGCUCGACUCAAUGUCCGAACUUUCGGGGUUUGUUUACAUCAAAAGUCACGUGAUACUACACGUGAAAUCUAAAGCCCAAAGGUGAAUUGUCCAGAAAUCAGGAUUUUACAGAGGAAAAAGCAACAGAAAUAAAUCGUUAGCUGAAUUUAAGUGUUUCAUACAAAAUAGUAAUACUUAGGCAACAAAUUGAUACUUUUAGAUACUUGAUAUGGUGAAAGAAAACAAAAUUCUUUAAAUUAUAGAAUUUUGUUUUCUUUCACCGUAAUGUAUGACCUAGUUUAUGAGUUGCUUAGAGAUUCAACGUACUGAAAGGCCAAUGAUCGCAAAGGAAAAAGGCAAAUACCACUACAAAAUGAAACUUUCCUACGUGAGUGAUUUUCUACUUUUCUAACUAAAAGAUUGAACAUGCUGUGCAUAGGUUGUUUAACUCACCCUGAAGUGCUCUAAGCAAAGAUAUACUAAGCAAAAUAUAAAUUCUAGAUAAGGUGAACUGUUAUUGGAUUUUCACAUACUAAGCGAUCAUCAGACUGUGAAAUUUUCUGCGCGAGCAGAAUCUAACACUCAAGUUUCAAAUUAAAAAAUUCAGUAACGGUUCGAACUGCGCUUUCUUUUACUGAUCACGAGAAGAAACUAUGCGUCUUAAGCACCCGAAAUUUAAACUCACUAAAAAGAGGAAGAUCUGAACUGGUCAGAAAAUGUCGCACAAAUUUUUUCGCGAAAAUUAGAGAGACAGUAAACUAACCAGAACACGAAUUACAAUUCGUCAAUGAAACUCAAUUAGCAGUUACGAAAAGGCAGAGAGCAAAUUCGGCACUACAUUUUACUUUUUAAUUACAUCGAAUAUCAAUAUAGAUGUUCAACUUGCCUCAAGCAAUUACAAUCCUAUAGAAAACAUUACCUUAACUAAUAGCUAUUUAGAAGGAAUGAAAAUGUUACUUUCUGUCUAAUUUCCCAAAUUGGGGUCAAUGUGCAAGAUUUAAAGGAAAAUGAAGGAAGAAAGAAAAGGAAGUAAGUACACUAGAGUACAAAUGCAAUUUGAUAAAUACCUAUAAUCAUUAAAUACAACCCCCAAAAAAGGAAAUUUUAAUCUUCAGAUUGCAUGAUAGCAAUCAAAACGUAUGCUUUUUAGCAUAAUUUUUAAACUGAGUCUGUGCUAUUCUGAGAGCAACAAAGUAAACACAACUUGAAUUUUUUCUGAAUGUAAUGAAUUGUAAAAACCUUGAAAUAUUUACUCUUUUCUAAAUACAAUUACUCGACUCGACUUGUUUGUAGCAAUGUUGUGUAGUCAGUAACAUUUAUUUAAACUGAUAACUAUUAAGCAACGAAAACAUCACUUUCUUUUUGUUUUGUCAAAUGAGGGAUGGUGCACCAGAUUAAAACGAAAAUGAAUUAAAAAAAAAUAUUAAAGAAAGUAAAAGGACUUAAGUAUGUAUCAACCACAAACUACAAGUAGUCAAAGAAACUCAAUUAUCAAUCACGAACAAGCAGGCAAAUCUCGUGCCUCAUUCACAUGUUGAGCAGUGUCAAUCUAGAUAUUCCACUUGAAACCGUUAUCUUUACCGAUGACAAGAGAAAAUUAUCAGACAAGGAAAACGUUACUCCGGAUUAAAAGGAAAAAGAAGAAAACUAAUUAAGAAAGUUAACACUCUAAAGCAAAAACUACAAUUAGUUUAUAACAAAGAAUUCUCAAAUGCAACACGAAGAAGAUAUAUCUCACUAUUUAUGUGUUUUGUAUCGCAAAGUGCUCAAUAAUUAUGGAGACGUGGUAGCCUCAAUCAAAUAAAAAGGAAAAAGGCUAAAAUCAGCUCGAAAAAUGCACUCCCAAAGAGUCUUUAUCACAGUAACAGAAUGCGAUGGAUUUUAAUCAACUACAAACUACUAGUAAUCAAUGAAACUCAGUUAUCAGUUACGAACAGGAAGGCAAAUCUCGUGCCUCAUUUCACUUGUUGAGCGAUGUCAAUCUAGAUAUUCCAAUUGUUUCGAGCAAGUUAAAUGUAAUAGAAACCAUGAACACCGAUUUACUUAGACAUUAACCAUUAUCUUUACUAAUGAAAAGAGAAAAUUAUUACACAACGAAAACGUUACCUACGCGCUGAUUUGACAAGUGAGGGUCAAUGCACCAGAUUAAAAAGAAAAUGAAGAAAACCAAUUAAGAAAGUUAACACUCUAAAGCAAAAACUACAAUUAGUUUAUAACAUAGAAUUAUCAAAUGUAACACGAAGAAGAUAUAUCUCACUAUUAAUGUGUUUUGUAUCACAACGUGCACGAAAAUAAUUGGGAAGCCUCAAUCAAAUAGAAAGGAAAAAGAAACAAAAGAUGGAAACCAAAAAAAAAGCAAAACCACGACUAAAUUUAAUUAAUAAAACCCAGAUAUCCAUCAAAAACAGGCAAUUUAAUUUCGUUCCUUUGAAGCGAGGUGUAUUAGCUUGUAAUAGUACCACAAGGGAAGUAUUCUUUCUUAUAUCAUUGUACUGCCCAGGGCUCACUGAACUCUGCCAUUUUCCUUCCAAAAUACAUAUCUUGCAAGAGACCAUCCUGCACCGAUCCUGCGGUGACUGUUAAUGCAGUUAUAAAAUGGCUCCAAACUAAGCACAAGUAUGCGUUUCGAGAUCUAUGGAACUGUUGACAAACUCUUCAAUUGAGGUAGCUGUACAAACAGCUUUACAGAAACUGGAGAACGACCCUAGCCCACCCAACUUCAUGGCACUAGUACCAGGUCAGAUCGCGGACCUCUUGAGCCUGGAGAUCUAAAUACUUUCACUAUAGCAGAUCAUUUCACAAACAGACAGUCGCAGUGACAACAUCGAGAGGACAAAAAAAAGAAUAGUUUUUCGUCUAAACGGUGCUUUCACUCCGAUGACAAACCGUGACCUUUCUUUCGUCUUAAGAUGCCGCUCCCUUGAAAAUACAUGGAGGAUUAGGGGUAGGGAGGAAAUCCAUAUGACCCAAAUCAAGUUCUGGCUUUUUCAUUACAAAAUGACAACAGCAGUUUACCAAAUUUUAAGAACCUUGCUACUUAGAGAAGGCAAACCGAUCAUCUCAGUGAUAGAGUGGGCCAAUGCAUCAAGACUGGGGUUGCGUUACAAUGAUAGAACACGAUCUGAUCGACAAGAAACACAAAAGCGAAAAGUAUCGGAAACUCUCGACUUUUUCCUUAGGAAGUAACAAGGCUAUAACAAGCCGUGGUUGAUAAACAUGAAACUUUUUUGGAUUUUCCUCGAAUAUUUGGAUCAAAAAAAAAAAAAGAAGAAAAGGUAGGGGGUGCUAAAUCGUUUGCGAGUCAUUGUGCUCUAAUAGAAAGAUAUGAAAUGGUUCCUCAGAAAGAGCUUUUAUCUCACGAGAAUCACCUGCAUUUUAAUUUCCUGCUUAUUGUUGGAAUACAGGAACACAAAAACUCGUCGGCAUAGCGUUAAUGGACGGAUUAAAUCGACAACUACGUAUUACGUGUUAAGAGCGGUAUUCUUAAAACAUAACCCCCGGACUGACUAGCUAAAGACCGGACCUCAGUAAAUUCGACUUUUAAUUUAUGGCGACACUAUGUCAAAAGUGAAGAAAAGAACAUUGGAACUUACUUCCUGAUGUGUCCAUCAUAUUCAUGGUUGUACAGGAAUGAGAAAAGAAAGAAGUACAAGAAAGAAAACAAAAAAGAAUGAAUAAAUAAACAAAACAACAACAGCAAAAAAACUAAGGCAGAAAUAAUUCCUUCUAAUAUGUAUUCAAAUUACGAGGAAAAGGGAGAAUAAAAUCGCCUUGGAUGCUUAGACUGUGCCACCCACUUCGAGAAAAAAAUAUAGAAAAAUGACGAAUAUCAAGUUUUGCCAACUUCGCAUACACAAAAAUGAAAAACAACACUUUGGCAUUUAACCCAACCCAUUGGAUUCAUCACGAAGGGCUCAACGUAAUUUUAUUGCUGAAAAGGCUAAAAUGCAUCGGAAUCAGUCAAACUGAUGUUGAGCAUUGACUAGAAUAAGGAAUUAUUUAUUAUUAAAAAGAUAAACUGAAUCAAUUCUAUAUCCCAAACCCGUCCUACUCCCAGACCAUGCGUGGAGUCAAAUUGUGCUGCUUACAAGAGAACGCUCGUGGUCAAGUAGUGAGCAAGACGUAUUAGAUGGAGAGACUCAAAAGUAAUGGAAAAAGAGAAAUACCUUAUCUACUUACGUUCUAUAGUCCAACGCAGAUUCCAUAGGAGAAAAAAGAUGAAAAGAAAUAUUUUGGCGAAGUUAGUUUCUGCCUAAAAAUACUCUUUAUUUUAUUGCUUGCUUAAUAUUUUCGCCUGAUUCGGAACCACAACACUAAGAAAGACACUAAUAAAUAUAUGCAAUGAGGUGCACAAGCAGAUCGUAAAUUGUUACUGUCGCUAGAGAAAACGAAUCCAUAACUCAACCGUUACCAAAAAGCCAAAAUAAAAAAAAAAUGUGGUCAUUUGAUUAAUUUUUGCCCGCCAAAAAAUUUUCUGCUGCCAAGGGGCACUUUUUGGUCUGAUCAUUGUGUAAAUUGAAACAAUUUCAAUAUUUUAUGACAUGUUGAAUACACUUACAACCAUCAAGAGAAAGUUAUCAUUAUCGAGUAGUCCUUAAAGAUAAUCUAAAACGUGUUUAUCAACAUGGUAAGCAUUCAGACGAGCUGUAGGAAGAAGUAUUUUCCAAGGAGACUAAUCAAUGUGAAGGAGGUACUAAAAAAUACCAAAUGAACGAGAUAAACUAGGUGAAGGACUCCACUAGGCAAAUAACUUUGAUAAAAUUGACCUUAAAGUGCCCGUGACACGAUUUUUUUUUGUAUUUUCUGGUUAAAAGCUAUUUAAAAUAAUUAGCGCCUAGCGAGUACUAUUUGGCGGCUCAAAAGUGUCUCCAUUAAGCGCGUGGCCAAAACGUUUAUGUUACAUAUCAUAGCCGUGACGUAGAAAACUGUGGAAACACGUCGGCAACUAUGGUGGAGAAAGGAGAAAUCAAGAAGAAAGGGCAAACGUACUGCGCGGCAAGAACAAUACACAUACUAUACACUACUUUCCAAAGGAUGUAGCUGUAUGACCAAAAUAGACGCGUUUCGAUCUUCGAUCGCCGAUCGGCCUUAUCCUUCGUACCGGCUUCGAAGACAGCUGUUACGACACAUAUCACUGAUCAAAUCACAGGAAGAUAACAAGUGAAUUCAGCUAAAGAGAAUGCUGAUUAAGGGGCCUGUUCCCACACCGUAAACGAUUCUUCAACAUUCUUUUCGGCUGACAUUUCGCAAGCGAAGAACGGUGAGCUCCUUAAUGUUUUUUUUUACUUCACGCGCUUAAGAUGUACCUAUACUCCUUGUCUUUCCUCAUGACUACAUUUGCGCUUUCAUUAUCAUAUGAAAACCCUACCAAUUGUAGUUUCCAUCGUAUUUUAAUAACAGAAAUACAACAUUUGUAAUAAAGGUCAAGCUCUUUCCUGAGCUAACCGAUAUUCUGUUGCCUGAACGGUGCGAAAGCUCUGGCAAAUACUGACAUAAACACAAGCUCGAAGGGGCCGUGUGUUCUUCUAACCUAGGUUCCCAAAAAUCUAUUCCACGAGCCAUCAAUUCCCCCCUGCCCUCAAAAAAGAAAAUUCGCAACAGUAGCGAUUUCAUUGGGACAAAAGCACUGGAACAAGAUAAAUUAAGAAACACAAAUAUUAUUGAAUUAAAUGGUAGCGAAUCCCAGUGCUGUGUGAAAGUCGAUGCAUACGAAAUUUACAACUUAUACUGAUGUCAAUUAUUUGCCAUUGAGAGAAAUGGGUCAUAUGGCAAUGCUGCAGUUAAACUAUAGAAGAUUUCUUCAUUGAAAUCCCUUUUUGAGAUGAACUUGAAUCAGAUGACUCUAAACGCAUUUUUUUUUUUCAUUUGACCGGCCCGACAACGAUCGCCUCUGCCUUUGCAGUGUCUGAGGAAAGGAGUAACUUGCUGUGAAACUGCCCGGUGACCUCACGGCGAAAAAUGAUCGUGCUUCGCGAUACAGCUGAUUCUUCCGUCAAAAGUUAGCUUUUGGUUAGCUAAGGGAAUCAUUCUACGGGAACGAAACUCUAUAGCACCGACCAAGGGGAACCUUCGCCGCACUUAGUGCGAAGAAAUAAAAUUUAGGGUAACAGGAACGAACAAUGCUAGCCAUUCUUUCCAUAGAUUUCACCGUAAGAAACAGAACACAAAAGCAACAAACUAAACAUUCAAUAAUGAGAUUUUUUUGUUCUAAUUUUGACUUAAACAUCGCAGGCGAGAAACUGUCUUUGUCAGUCUUCGUCGAAAUCCUCGUUUGAUGCACGCGGUUCUCCUUCGUAGGGCUGAACCGUAGUCGCAACUUCCAUUUCUUCUUUAUUACUUGAGUGCGAUGUAUCACAACUCUCGGUAGAGCUCGCUGAAGGUAGGUAGACAUCGCUAUCAGACAUUAUUGCAAGAGCAUUUCAACGCUGACCGAUACAAAAUUACCAGAGAUGUGAGAGAUUUGUACGUGUCAACUGAGAGUUUUCACGGUUUUCUACGUCAUCAUUCGCGAAUUCGUUACCAGCCCACGGGAGUUUUAAGUUUUCCGAAACUUCUCUUCUAAUCGGAAUUGGUUUGUACAGAUGAUGAGCUUAAUAUUUUCCCAAAACAAUUUUGUGUCAUAGGCACUUUAAGGAUAAUCUAAAUACUCUUAGCGUCCCAUUAAGUGUCUACGAAGUUUUAAGGAAUUACAGUGCUCGCAUUAAAAAUUGUUUUAUUCCCUGAUGUCCAGAGGGUCCAAAGUGUAUCUAGAAUAAUCAUUCAUCAUAUCAUAGUACGCGCCAUGCCUGUAAUUGGAUGGUCUAAUAGGACAGUGGAUACGUCGUGCCUGUGUAAGUGGACAGUCAGCGAUGUUGUCGCGCACUUCGCCGAGUUAAUUGUUGUUUUUUCAAUGAAAACGUACAACUGAUGUCUAUUUUCCUUCUCAAAUUUUUUCAUAGUUCUGACCAACUGAAAACAGUAAUUCAAGUCGUCCAAUUUUAUCUGUAAUCAAACUCGUCAUUAACAAAUCUGACUCCCGCUGUGCGGUCUUCCGAUUUCGAUCAUCACUCGUAUGGUUACAGACCAAAUUGGACCCUACUCAGUCCUAUUACCAUUAUUUAUUGCACAUGUAUAAAUUGCAUAAGGCAAGUUAAAAAUGUGUGGAAGGUAUGUGGAAGAGUUAUCACUUCCACACAGCAGAGUAACUUCACAUGUUUUUCAAGUAGUUCUUGAACCCUUGAUGUGAAAUACCUGCACUCACACUUGUUCCUUACAUUCUUGACAGAGAUUUGUAAAUGAACCGACCCCACUACGGAGCGCCUGAGUAAAAAGUGUUAUCGAUAAAAGUUCGUUUUGAUAAUGAACGUUAAACCACUUACCAACUUGAUAUGUCCAGUAAGAUUGAGGGAGAAAAAGGAAAUAAAAGAAGCAGAAUUAGUGUUUUAAGAUUACAGCUUACUUCAAAGCAUUUUCGGCAUGUGCGUACGUUAGAAUGUCUGUGAUACGCGUAAAUAAAUAAAAUGUUGGGUACUUACAGCCUGGAGAUUAAUUUCAUUUUGGAAAAUAGAGAGAAAUAAUGAUAAAAGAAAAUAUUGUUAGUAUUGAAUGCAAAAGCUUAUAAGCUAAUAUACUUUUUCUAACUACAGCUUUAUCUAAAUUUCAACGUAUGAAAGGUCCUUGUGCACCAUUUAGAACGAUACGGUCUAUUCUUAGAGUUACCACAUUUCCCGCAUUUCAGAAGUUCGCUAUGUUGCUUUAAUAAAGCUGCCAAUAGUUUCAUCGAUUGGGAAAAUGCUAUAAUAAUUCAUUAAUGAUGCAAAUUUGAGUGAUAAGAACUAUUUGUAGGUAUUACUUCUCUAUUAUUAAUCAUAACAUAGCUCAGUGACUUAUCAGUGAAACAUUGCAUAGUGAUGUACUAAAACCUUUAUUUAAAGACUUCAUUGCAAAGAAUUCCUUGAUAUGUUCCGCAACUUUAAUUUCUUUUUCUUAACUAAAUAUAACAUCACGAGUGAAAAACGGUACAGAAAGUCAAUGAAAUUCAAGUUCAAUAAAGAGGUUCUUUCACACUGAUAAGUUUGUUGUCCAGCGUAAGGUUCUUCAAUUCAAGUAAUUAAAAUGUAUGUAUCCAAGUUGAACUCUACGCAAAUACUAACCAAAUGCCUAUUUUAGAUAAGAUUGAAUUCGAGCUGAACAGCAAGAUCAACGUGUGGAUAAACGUACGUAACACAAUAAAUAGAUACUUACAAGCUGUUGAGCAUCACAUGACCGGAAAUGAAAAAAAAAGAUACAAAAGUAAAUUAAUGCUCUCUUGCGUUAUGAUUUUAGCGUGGUACGCUACGAUCUGCUCUAAUUGAAUUAUUAUCAGGUGAUUUUUUCCCCUUUCUUACUACAACAUUACUCAAGAUACGAGCGAGGAAAUCAUUGAACAUGAUUGUCACUGAGGAUGUCCUGAGCUAACCUGGUUUAAUUGGAUCGUUUUAAUGCCAUUUAUUAAUUUAUUCGAUUAUUUCGUUUCAGUUCUUUUUUUGUUUAUUUUGGUUUUUUUUUGAUGAUUUUACAGUGUUUACUCUCAAUUAAUUAUCCCCUUCAUUUGGUACUAAGGUGCAAUACACCUGCUCCUUAAAAGAUCAAAAUUAUGAAAUAAACCGUUGGCUAUUUUCUUAGUUCUAAAGUGAUAAAGGACCUAUAUGUUUGUAUUAAGGGGGGGAAGGGGGAGGGGAAAAGAGGGGAAACAUUUCAGUGGCGAUCUCUGUAGGAGCGAUCUAAAGCAUUUCACAACGGAAAAAAAGUUUUGCCUCAAACUUUGCCCAUUAAAACCUUGAAUUGAACUGAACAGCAAGAUCGACAAAUGGAGAAUUUUUUUGCACAAUUUUGAUCCUCAAAUGAGUUGUCUAAAUAAUCACCAUAUCUGAAUGAGUUAACAGAUCACUUUUCGUGAGGGAACUAGGAAAGCUGCGUUACUGUCUAGUUGGAUUACACUUGGCUGGAUUUAUUUUUGUUUUUGUUUAUUUUUGGAUUUUACUCUGUGGAACCAACUCGUUGAAUAUCUUCUUCCUUUUAUGCAAAUACUAGGGUGUAGUACACUUUACACUGAGAAACAAUGCUUCAAACUUAGUUUAUUAAAAAUAUGUUUAUUAAACAACAAGAUCAGGGAAUGGAUAAACAUACGUAGCACAAUCAAUAAGUAGAUACUCAUCCGCUGUUGAGAAUCAGUUGACAUGAAAGAAAGAAUAAUUUUAGCUUAGUAAUCAUUAACUUAUACCCUCAGAGAAACACCAGCAAAGCUGCGCUCUUUCCAAAUUUUAUUAUUAUAUUAUUUAUUUAUUUAUUUAUUUAUUAUUAUAAGAUAUAUUUUUUCACAGCCUUUACUCUCGAUUGACUCCGUGAAAAACCUCCAUGUCUUAAUGUUGAUGUGGUUGGAAAAAAAGGAACUAACGUACGGUACACAAGUCACAACCUGGUCGAAUGAAGGUUCAUUGACUAUUUACAGCGCCAUUUAAGUUAUAAUUAAUUGAAGAAAUUUCUCCUUAGAAUAAGUAUAAAUGUUACUGCGGUAUGAGUUAGUUUUAUACAAUCCGUUGUGAUAUAAAGAAAAUGAGAAGGAGGAAAUCAUUAAUCCUUAGUUUCUUUGAGGAGGCCACGUUCAACUUCAUGAUAUCUCUUUUCAUUUUGAUGAUUUUACUUUUUAUUUCACGACUUAAAUUCACAGUUCUGUUCUAAUUUUUUUCAUAUGUCUCUAUAACGCUACACAAAAAGUAAAGAUUACCCCCUAUUUCUCUUUUCAACUGUUCUUAGUGUUUUGGGUUCAGGCCUUCGUCAAUUAAGUUCAGUGAAGCUUAGGCAGCAAGAUAAAAACAUACACAUUACGAUAAAUAGGUACUGAAAGACUGAGGAGUUUGCUUUAACCAUCCGUUUUGAUAGGAAGAAAGACAAGAAAGAGGAAACCAUGAACCCUUAGUUUCAUUGAGGAGGCCUGGAUCUGCAGAAAAGGCAAUUUUUCAGCGUUUUUCGUUCAAACGGAGGCAAGCGCGAAGUGAUCGUGAAGUGCGAGUAACGCGAAAGAGGAGGAGUGCAAAAGAAGAAACAACACCUGCACCCCUAUGCACACCAAGAUAGAGAAAUCACGAAAAACAUUUUGAGGAUAUUGAGUAGCUAAGGGUUUUGUCAUUAGCAUUUAAAUACUUUAAAAAAUGUCAGAGUCAUUGGAAAAAAAAAAGGAAUCGGGUUUUAGGGCCCUUUUCCUUUUUUUAAUAACAAAAUGGAACACCCUCGUGUAAAAUGUAGCUUAUUGUUUCUUAUUGUUCUUGUUACUUCCAAGCUAGCUCGAACAAAAUUACUCAGCUGCCCGAAAGUUAUGUGACAAGUGACAAACACAAAGUAAGAUUAAUCUAAUUUUAAUUAGAUAUCAGUUUUAAAAAAAAUGAUAAGUAUUCAAAUUGGAUUUUAUGUAAAUACUAGUCAAAAGCCUAUUUUAAAUGAAAUAGGAUUGAUCUUAAACAACAAGAGCAGGGAAUGGAUAGACAUACGUAGCACAAUAAGUAGAUACUUACCCCCUGUUGAGUAUCAGUUGACAUGAAAGAAAGAAAACAACAAUUGUUUAGUGAAGUGUUGUUAAUAAUUGUAGCUUAAUAAUCAUUAACUUACACCCCCGGGAAAAAGGCCAGGAAAGCUGUGUUCGUUCCAAUUUGGGUUAUUAUCAGGCAAUAUUUUCCACAGCUUUUACUCUCGACUAACUCCGUGAAAAACCUCCUUACCUGAAUGUUGACGUCGUCAUAAAAAAAGUUGUUUUUACCUUCCGUUUUGAUAUAAAGAAAGACAAGAAAGAGGAAACCAUAAACCCUUAGUUUCAUUGAGGAGGCCUGGAUCUGCAGAACAGGCAACUUUUCAGCGUUUUUCAGUCAAACGGAGGCAAGCGCGAAGCGACCGCAAAGUGCGAGUCACGCUCGAGAAGAGGAGUGAAAAAAAAGACACCAAAAAACAGCUGUAGCCCUAUGCACACCAAGAUAGAGAAACCACAAAAGACAUUUUGAGAAUAGUAAAUAGCUAAGGGUAUUAUGAUUAGAAUUUAAGUAGAAUUUAAACAGCUUUUACUCUCGAUUGACUCCGUGAAAACCUCCAUAUCUGAAUGUCGCUGUCGUUACAAAAAGGGAACUGAGGUAUGGUGCACAAUUCACAACCUGGUCGAAUGAAGGUUCAUGUGACUAUUUAAAGACGCUUGUUACUUCCAUUCAAGCUAUGAUUAAAUGAAGCGGAAAACGAUGUAAAUAAUGCUGCGGUAUUUUUUGCAAGAACUGGACGUUUGAUAACAAGAUUGAUAGGAGGCCUUUCAUUUUGUUGUUAUUUAAUUUUUAAACAUAGAUCAACGGCAUAUUACGAACUUAAUAUCAUUACACCGAAGAACAGACCUUUAGACAAAUCCUCCCUUUCAUGAAAAAGAAUAUUUUGUAAUACGUGCAAACUGACCUGAGGUAAUGCUACAGUGAGGAACAGAACGGAAGGGACCACAGGACCACAGGCGGUCCAAGCUCCAGCUGUGAGAUGAUCAUCAUGCGAAAUAAGAGUUAUAACGAAAUUAUAAGAGUUUGAAUGGGAAUAUUUACGAUCGCUCUCAGACCUCUUAGGAAUAAAAAAAAGUAAAUACAGUCAAAUUCUCAAUAAAAAUACCUCACCUUACUUCCACAGUGCAUCGCUUGUUAUCUGACCGCUUACUACGUUAAUAAACCUAGAAAUGGAUAGCUCGCUAAAAUAGGUUCUUCUUAACGUAGUAAGCGGUCAGAUAACAAGUGAUGCGCUGUGCAAGUAAGGUGAGGUAUUUUUAUUGAGAAUUAGACUGCAUUUUUUUUAUUCUUAAGAGUAGUAAAGCCUUUAUACGGGCCCAUGGGGCCGGUGCUUAACUCCGGUUUUCUUAGCAUGAAGCGGCUAGGAGUAUUGCUACUCCCCCCCUGGAUGGGAUGCUUGUCCAUCGCAGGGUUACCCCCAGCACAUUUGCUGGUACCCAUUUGUACACCUGGGUGAAGAGAAGCGCUGUGUCUUGCCUAAGAACACAACACAAUGACCCCGGCCUCGAACCCAGACCACCCGAGGCCACGAGGCCACCGCGCCUCCACAAUUCCUAAGAGUGGUCUUAAAUAUUCCAAUACAAACUCUUAUAAUUUCGCCAUGACUCUUAUUUCGCUAGAUCAUCAUCUCACAGCUGGAGCUUGGGCCACCUGUAGUUAGACCAGAUAUAUCCAAGUCAAACUUUAUGAAAAUGCGAUCUAGAGGUCUUAAUCAAUUUAGUUAAUUAAAGAUUAAACAGGAAGACCAAAAUGUACACAGUACUUUAAAUAGGUACUUACCGCCUGAUGAGUCUGCAUGUUACCAUCCGUUGUGAUGUGAAGAAAGACAAGAAAAAGGAAAUCAUUAGUCCUUAGUUUCACUGAGGAGGCCAGGUUCCGCAGAACAGGUGCAAUUUUUCUGUGUUUUUCAGACAACGGAGGCAAGCACGAAGCGAGCACGUGGUGUGAGUCACGCACGGAAGGAGGAGUAAAGAAAAAAGAAAGGCAAAACCAGCUGUACACUGUACCCUGUACCCUGUGCCCCCUGUGCCCUGUGCCCUGUGCCCUGUGCCCUGUGCCCUGUGCCCUGUGCCCUGUGCCCUGUGCCCUGUGCCCUGUGCCCUGUGCCCUGUGCCCUGUGCCCUGUGCCCUGUGCCCUGUGCCCUGUGCCCUGUGCCCUGUGCCCUGUGCCCUGUGCCCUGUGCCCUGUGCCCUGUGCCCUGUGCCCUGUGCCCUGUGCCCUGUGCCCUGUGCCCUGUGCCCUGUGCCCUGUGCCCUGUGCCCUGUGCCCUGUGCCCUGUGCCCUGUGCCCUGUGCCCUGUGCCCUGUGCCCUGUGCCCUGUGCCCUGUGCCCUGUGCCCUGUGCCCUGUGCCCUGUGCCCUGUGCCCUGUGCCCUGUGCCCUGUGCCCUGUGCCCUGUGCCCUGUGCCCUGUGCCCUGUGCCCUGUGCCCUGUGCCCUGUGCCCUGUGCCCUGUGCCCUGUGCCCUGUGCCCUGUGCCCUGUGCCCUGUACCCUGUACCCUGUACACUGUACCCACACCAAUUGUUCAAGCUAUUUUUCCCCAGAUACCGGCGUAGACUGCAGCAAACAUGGUUUUAUGUCGAGACUACAUUUUCUCCAAAGAAAUGUAUGCUUCUAUGCGAGCGAAACCUAUGAGAAGGUGAUAUAUUUGAACGUAAAUAAAUCUUCACAGUUAUUUUGGUGUUUUCAAAUGCGUAUGCGGGCAAGUUUUGUAAACCUAGUGCGUCCGCUACCUUCGGAGGAUAAAUCUCAUAAAUGACAUUUAUCCCAUCCCAUUGUUUACAGUUGUUGUUGUUGUUUUUUUUUAAGGUCAGUUCUAUUCGUAUUCUCAAUUUACUUCUCUAUGUGCUUGUAAAUACAUCAGCGAUGCAUUUUCUUUGCCUGUCCUUUACAGUUGGCUUGUUCGGAAUUAAACGAACAUAGAACAUGAUAUGCUACGCUUUUAUUGAAAGAUAUUCGAUUGUCACAUCAUAUUCACUAAUCAAUUUGAUGGAAACGGUGGAAAUGUGGGAAGUAUUUUUUUUUUGCGCUCCUCCCUCGCACUCACCAAACGCUUGUCUCCGUUCGCCAAUGAGACGCAAAAAAAUUACGCCGGUUCUUCGACACUUAGAACUGUUCGUGGCAAGCGGAGGAGGCGGAAAGAUCUAAAAGACCUUUGAACGUUUGAAGGUUAAAACUGAACGAUUUUUUUACGGUUGAUGAUUAAACUUUGGGCUGUUUGAUGACUGACAGUUAAACCCAUUGAGACUCUUUAAAGCAGACGCGUUACCUGAAUUAGACCCGAAACUCAUCUUAAGGCAUGUAAUAUAAUUUUAAUCAUCGUGUGACCCGUACGGACUCGCGCGCCCUUCUUUUAUAUGCAAGUACAUCCUAUCUAGGUUGAGACAAAAAUUUCGCAAUCUUCAAUGCUUGGUGGUAAAAUGUUUAUUGACUAAGUUUGGUCGGGCCGGACCGGAUUAUAAGCACUAGCAUGACCUCGAGCCAAAACUUUAUCUGUCCGGCCCUCCUAUCCAGUCGAUAAGUAUAUUUUACGUAAUGUUUUCCCCUUUCGAAGUUAUGGUGUUUGCCCAUAUACCAAUAAAGCUCACAACCAAAAACGGGAUGCCCACGCUCCAAAAAUUAAUCCGCUCUUUAGUUACAUUAGGUUUACCUUUCAACAGAAAAUCGCCUACAUUUUAUUCUGUUUUUAAAUGGUGACGAUGAACGAAGAUAUAUGCAUUCGAUUCAAUCAAAUCAAAUUCAUAAAAAAAGUCAUAAAAACUUUAGUUAACUUAUGUAAGCGGUCAAACCAAAAGUGCCAAAAAAAGUUAAUAAAAGAUAAUGGUUACUUACCGCCUUAUUGUCACAAGGUCAGGUAAGACAAUAAAAGAGAAUAGAAAAGACAGUAAAAUCAUAAAUCAGCAAAUUGUGUCUAAAUUAACAAUUGUUUUAGUUCAACAGUUCACAAUUCGAAUAGAUGAUUAAAAUCAUACUCACAUACUAUAUUGAGCGGUAUCCAGGGGCAGAAAAGUAACAAAAAAUGUUAGUUUAAGUGAGGAAAGAGUAAUUUAAGAAAAAAAGAAUGCAGUAAUUUCAAAAACUAAUCAAUGAAACUAGGUUAAACACAAGGGAUAAGAACUCGUAUCACACUUUUGAUAAUAUUUUUAGGCAACUGGUUGAUAAGUGUCAUUCCGCUUGUUCAUUGCGGGUCAAAGUUGUUGACCAGAAAUAAGUUUCCGACCUUAUAAGCGGACUUGUCAACAAUGGCAUUUUUGCUGAUUGGAAGGAAGCUUGCAGUAAUUGCCAGAUUUUUGUUAAUGUUAGCAUGAGCGGAGGAAGAUGCCAGUUUAAAAAAAUAUUCUGGUGUACUGUCGACGUUGUAUUUUGACCAUCCCUUUCUACAUCGACAUUUCAAUUUUCUCAGUUUUCCGUCUCUGUUUACUUAGACCCAGUUCCCUGAAAGUUGUAUUUAAUGCAUUAUCUUCCGCACUCGUUGUUCUUAGUUGUCCACCAAACGCAAGAAAGGCAGCUUUAAUCAUAAGAUAUUCUUGAACAAACAAACAAACAAAAGGAGAUGACAACACAUCAUUAUCCUUAAAGUAAUUAGUUCUAAGCUUUCACUUACCGCCUGAUGUAUUUACAUGUAUUUGAUCCACCGAAGGCGAUAUCGAGAGCAAAGAAAACAAUAGGGAUAAGCAGAAUUCAAGAAUUAUAAAACAUUGUUUAGUUCAACUAACAUUUAUAGUUCAAGUAGGCAAUACUAACACACUUCCUAUCAAUCAUCAUAUGGGACUGAAAGCUGGCCUCGAUUAUUCUUCAUCAACUGUUUUCGAGAUAUGUCAUUUAUUUUGCUAUUACAGCAACUGGUAUUAGAACAUCAAAUUCUCAUCCUCAUCCUCUCAUCCUGUGUUUUGUUACUCAUGCACGUUUGCGGUAUUUAGGAAUGUUAUGGAAAGGGGAGCAGAAACUGAUGUUAUAACUAAAUUAUUAACUUCAGUAAUCUAAUCAAAAAUCACUUACACGCUGGUGUAUUUCACAAAGGCCGCACAUGAGUAGAGAAAGCACAGAAUGAUAAUUAAGUUAGGAAGAUUAGAUGAAAAAUAAGUAAACCAAUAAAUGAAUUAUGCAUCGAUUAAUUUGAAGGGAGCUCCAGGCGUUUGAACUUUUGAAAAUUGAUCCGUUCAAAUUUCAGCUCCCGGGGCCAAAAUUGUGUUUCAAUACCCUACCCAAGUGCUGGACUUGAUGGUCAAUUUUUUUAAAAGGCAAAAUGAGCGAUCCUGACAUUCUAUAAAUUUGCCAAGCCUUAUAAGCUAGACCUUGUAGACCUUUUCUCAGGAGCCAUUCGUACCCAAAAGUGAACUCUUUUUCUUAAAACACCUCCACAUUAUAAGUUAAAACACUUGCAUUGACACUUCCGGCUCAAAUUCCAACCCCAGCCAGGCGAGGCUCACAGUCCUCAACCCUAGGCACGAACGACAGUUCCCCCACGGGGGAAUGUUAAAGCUUUAAAUUGAUCAGCACAUUAAUCAAUAACUGAAAGAAAAGCGAAGCCAUUUGGUCUUGAAACGUUUUUAAUGCAAUGUGGUGCAAUUGAAACAAAAAAAAGAAGUAUAUUGUUUUUAAAAAAUUUUGAUUUUCUUUCGGUGGAACAGAAGUAUGGAGAAGUCUUUCUUCAAGACUUUUACCGAAAAAGUUUUUCGUCAAGUUUAAGAUGGUGACGCUUUGAUAUCUCCUUUGCAGAGAAUAAGGAGGAAAAAAAAAAAAUCCUUAACAUUGAAUGGACUCAAAUCCACGCUAACUUGCAUUCAAAGUUAAAUAUGAUGCCACAAGAUAAAGUUAUUUAUCUAAUUUUAACAAUCAUCUGUUGUUCAAAACAUUGCAAAAGAAAAAUUAAGUGAGUCCUGAAGAGAGGCUAAAGUAAAAUUAUUCAUUAAGGUUUAGGAUUCAGUGUGUGACCUUGAAACAUGAGUUAUUUUCCACGCCGAAACGCAAAUCUCGAUUUCUGAAUGAAGUACAACGCCUCCUGAUCUUUUCUUUUGUCGUUAUCAGUUUUCAGCUGGUAGAAAGGGUACUGAAUGGGAGUGUUUAGCAGCUUUUUGGUCAUGUGACAUGUUAGGAGUCACAUCUACAUUAAGAAAUUGAAGUAGCACUUACUUCCUGAUGUUUCCGAAGUGCAGUCCAUGAAAAACAUAGAAAAAAGGAAGAGCUAUUGUAAGUCGUGCUGCAAAAACUUGGUGACCUGUGAGCAUAUUGUUAUCCUGCUCGCCAGGGCAAAUAAAACAAAACAUUAUAUACAAAAACAAAGGGGGCCUCGCCAUGGAAACGUGAAAGACGUCAACUUAAUGGGAAAACAUAAAACACAUUGAAUCAAUUUUAGUAAAUGUUUUGUAUACUAGUGACUGUCAACAGUAAGUUUCGAUUAAAAAAAAAACUUUCUAAAAAAAAUUCCACUCCCACAAGCAUAAAUGCUUCAAACAGGUGGCUGCUACGCUUCUCUUUGACAAAAGUGUGAUUACCAAUGCACUGAAAUAAUUACAGAAAAGUAAAGAUGACAUAGAAUAAGUAAGUGAUAAAUAACUGAACAUAUUGUUUUGCACUUAAAAGUUAAGAAAUUACUAAAAUAUCCAAAAGAUUACUUACGUUGAGCUGAUAUUUCCGUGAGAAUGUUUCGUACAUUGAGAGAAAAGAAAACAAUCUCAAAUUACUUAGUAACCAGGAUUUGUUUAUUGCAUUUGUAGUUGAAAGAAAAUAAAUAGCAACAACAAACAACUAAGUAAACAAUAAAAAUGAAGUGGAAACUGAAGAGAAACAUACUACGUUGUCAGCAGUAACAACAAUAAGAACAAGCCUUAAUUUUGCUUACUCGGUCCAUAUUAUAGUUAUAGUUAUUAAUUAUUCGAUUCAUUAAAAAAAGAGAGAAGGCGGAGAGACAGCUCCCAAUAUUUGUUUGUAUCUCGACCUGAUUACUACAACACAACUCGAAUAGUUAGCCAUCAGCCCAUAGGAAAGGCGACUGCACUAUUUGAUAACAAACUUACUACACUGCUGUUCAUCUGAACCAUCACCACAGUCAUCUCCGUGAUGGCAACGUCUCCAUUUACUAAGACACUUUCCAUUAGCACAAGUGAACUCGUGGUUUGCACACUUUCCUGUAUGAUAAUACAAAUAACUUCAAUUCAAAGACAAAAUAUUGAGCCUGUGUAUUUAAGAAAACGAAAAGAACAAACAAAACCUGAAAUAAUCCAAACAAUUUAGACACACUUCUUAGCUCUGAAGUCAAAAACUGUAGGACAGUUAUUUUCAUCUCCGAGGUUAUGCCUUUGUCUCGAAAUUCUCCUCUGCUAAAUAUGUUUGAACCGAUACGCAGACAAACAAGCAACUCGCAAGCUGUUGCUACCACAAUUUCCCUUGAUAAAUUUUAAUUCACGUCGUCCUCAGAAAGGAGAAAGUUGCCGCUGACCCUUGGUCUCUCUGUGUCAUGUUUUUUUCUUUUAACUUUUAGAUUGAUUUUAUAAAAAUGAAGGGAUGAGGACUCGGCAUCAAACUGUUUUUUAUAUCAUGAAUAUCCGUGAAUUUCAGUUGUCUUGACAGAAAGGCUUUGUAAAUAUAUAUGGAAAAAAGAAAAACUGAAAUCAGUGAACAUGUUUGAUCAGUUUCUUUCCUCUAUAUCUUAUACAGCCUCCCUAUCAAGCAGGAAGUGACCAGCUAGCUUUGGUUUUUGUUCCGUUUUUGUUGUUUCAAUCCAUCUCUUGAAAUCAUUUUUUAAUAUUUCAAACACCCGCAACCUUAGAUUUUCUAUUGAUAGUUACAUGUAAAUCAAAUAAAUACAAGCGACGUGUUCAAAAUAUGCCAUUCCUUUAAUGCGGUUAUCCGAGCAAUAUUACAAGGAGACGACACAAAGAUAUAUUUAGAUUUAUGAUACUUACGGCCAGCUAAUUGGCGCAGGUAAAACAUGAAAGAAAAGGAAAAGUUACUCAAUUGGUCUAUUAGUAUCAUUACAAUAAGCUCUAUGAAAUUUUGUGUAUGGCGCACUGGCACUGGUGUAAAAGAAAAAUUUAUUCGUAAGCUCUACAUUAGCAAUUUAAUAUCCCCUGUGUUGCGACCGUUCGCCUUUUCGCCUUUUCGCCUUUUCGCCUUUUCGCCUUUUCGCCUUUUCGCAGUCAAUUAAUACAGUCAAUUAAGGCAAUGCCGAUGGGUGCAUGACUACAUUUCCAGAAAACCUUUUUCGAAUUAAUAUGCUAACGCUUGGGGAACUCAAUAUACUCGAGAAAUCUCGAAGUGUUCAUUCACUGCAUGCAUGCGUAAUAAUGGUUGCUUUAAAAAUUUAUCAUAUAGAGAAUUUUACGUUGCAAAGUACAAAUCAUCAUUUCUGGUCUCCUAAUUAAUGCAUUUGAUUUUUUCCAACGGUAAGAUACAAAAGGAGUUCAUCUCGUAUAUGAAAUCGCCGCUAUCUCAUUCAAGUAGUUGCAGUUUAUUUCAUUCGAUUUUAAAGUGACUUUGGCCAUCACAAGAACCGUCUUCAUGCCAUUAGACUUCUUAAUCUAAAGAUGACCCAAUGUGAAGGCAUUCAACCAAUAGCCAGUUCAGUUUUGUAAAAAUACCUCUGCAUAUGAUUUACGUCAAAGCUUCAUUUCGCUGUCUUGGAGGUAUUCUUACAAACGAGGGGUUCUUGGAAAAUAUAGCUUUUUUUUUCUAUAUUUUUGAAAAGAGAGUGAGCCUUCCAAUUUGAUAUUACUUUUUGAGAAUAGCAUUUUUACGCUAAGCCCAUAUAAAGAAUAAGAAGAUGUACAGAAGUAGAAGUUACCUAUCAACCUCAGUACUUACUGCAUUGUUCGUCUGAUCCAUCACUGCAGUCAGUGUCCCCAUCGCAGCGGUAAGACGCUGGGAUACACUUUUGUUGAUUUGCACAAGCAAACUGAUGGCUUCGACAAGUUACUAGCAGAUGAUUAAAAGAAACACAUGAACCGUGACAAAACGUUGGCGCUUCUUCUACAUUUCUUACCAAAAAUAUAUAAUGAAUAUUAAGGGAUGCUUCACGACUUGAGCAGCUUACUUUUAGUGAUUGAUCUUUUGUGAUUGAAAUUUUGCUUUGACUUUUCAUUAAAGACAAAGUUUGAUAACCAUCAACUUCCACUUCACAUCUUUUCAGUUUAUCGGUAUGAUUUUAUCGAAUUCUGUAUUUAAUAACCUUUUCGUCGAUUCAUAGUUUCUGAAAGUUUACUUAAAAAACAGCCCGUGCGAAUUUUUUUCUCCAGAAGGCGCCCAGGAAGGUCUGACUCUGUCCCGAGAAGAAAAAUUUCUUGAUGGCAACAAACUCCUGAGAUUAGUUUCCCUUUGUUCUCGAUGAGAGAUAAAGUCUUCCAAUCUACUGAAACUCUCAUGAAACGAUUGGAGUACAAAUCGCCUACAUCAUACACAAUUCAGAAGUUCACUGAUUCGCCAGUAUGUGAUGAGAUUUACUUUAACCAUCAUUGUUAUUAUUACCAUGAUUAAAAAUAGACAUUUAUUGUCCAAUAAAAUUUUCAUGGGAACGUUUCAAGAUGGCGAGUUUUCGAUGAAAUGUCGCAAUUACCAGUAAGACACGCCUCAAUCACGGCGAGCUUCUUACCUGGGAUUUAAAUCUUUCUCAUUAUUUUUUAAAUUAACGCCAACAUGAGAUUAUGAAUGGUUUAGACCGGUUGUUACAAGUACUUAGUGUAUCAGUUCUGUCAAAAUUCGGAGUGACGGGUUAAGUCCUCCAAGGUCUCCUUCAGAUACAGAAAAGCCUGUUCAGAAUAGGGUUGGAAUGUGUAAUGCAUUUAUCAUGCUAAGCUUUUUUUUUGGUUGUAAGGAUUCAUACGGAAUCACUCUGUUGACCAGUAGUUAAACAUUACGAAGUAGUAAUAGUAACAUACUAGCAGAUGAGCAGGGGACGGCUACCAGAAUGAGCAGUAGAACAAUCUGGGGAUUCAUGGCAAUCUUUGUGGAAACAAAAAAGGUAAAAAUAAUCAAAAUCGAAUGUAAUGAGUCAAAUUGUUCCUUUUUGGUAGGAAAGUAAGCAAUCCGCUGAUUUUUUUUUGCUUUUAGGUAAGUUCUCCCACCGAUAAAGGAACGAUAGGCAGUCUGAGAUUGAUUGUAGCUACUGAUAUUGCUAUUGAUACAGCACAAUUUCAAUAGCAUUAAAAGAAAUUGCGAUUACUUUUCAUAACCUGCCACAUCACACAUAUUUAUGAAUAACCUGUUCCAAUAGAGAAAGAUAAUUAAAAAAUAAAGUGACCAAUUGACUUUCAACCAAUAGUUCAAGGGUUAAAAGAUAAAAAUUCAUAGAGGGCUCACUCGAAAACCCAACGGUUCCUCCAGCCUCUAGGCUCCAAAAUGAUACAACUAUGUUUAUUUUUCCUUUUCAUUAUAAUCAUUUUUCUUAUUUCAUUGUAAUUCCAUUUUUGUGAGAAAUAAAGACUUGUUGUUGUUGUUGUUGUAGUAAUUAUAACAAUGAUAAUGAUGAUAAUAAUGCUACUAUGAUCACAAGCUAUUGAGAAACGAUCAAAAUUGCAUUUGAAAACUUGUUGUGCAAUUUGAUAUUUCACCAUUACGGCUUAAAAUGAAGAUUUUUUGUUGACAUUAGCAACAAUGAAGUGUACUGAUAUAGACGGUCGGUGCAGAUCAAAGAUAAGGGGACACUGUAAAGAAGUACCAUGUGCACGCAUCAAGCGACAUACGUCGACAUACUCGCAUAAACACCCGUAUGUCCUUCUUGUAUGGGCCUUUGUUAUUCAUUUCUCUACCUGUGCUUUGAGUGGCAUUGAGUUGUAAAAAAAAAGAGAUGGUACUGUUAAAGCGCUGGCUGCUAGAUGAGGUGGGUAAAGUAAUUAUGAAGACGUCCAUGAAAGUUAUCGAGUAGAAUAUGUCUGUCUUAUGAUAAAAAUAUGACCGUUCUUUUUUUUUUUUUUUUUUUUUUUUUUUUUUUUUUUGUUGUAUUGUAAUUUCUGGUCACUUACACCUGUAAAGUAAUAAUAUGGCCUUUUUAGUAAACUUGUAAGGGUGGAAAAAAAGGAACACUUUACCUUUCUUGCACUUGGCAGUGACCUGAUUCAAAACGCUUGUACAAUCUGAAAAAGUAAAACAUAAUCAAUUAAGAAAUUGGAGUUCGUAUCAAACUGAGAAAACUAAAGAAUAGAAAUUUAAUUAUUCAUAAAUACAUUUUGAUUAACUGUGUUACUUGUUCGUCACAGCAUUCCUGAAGCCACUUGAAGUGACUUCUGAAUAGGCAAGCUUAAUUAGAAUUUUAUCACCAAUCUGCUCCUUACAGAUACUCAUUCCAGCACGGUAAAAGAAACUGAAUUUGACAAAAAUCGAAACUUCUUGAUAUCAAAUUUGAUUGAGCACUUUUAAGCUUUAAAAGUUCAACGCGUUUCAAAUGAGCAAUUACCUUCGAUGUUGUCUUCGAGGUGUUUUAGAGAGAAACCCUCCGAGGAAACAGGUAUUUACUCGCGGGAAAAAGACUGUUCUCUUAGGAUAGGAGAGAAAAUAAUAAUAGUAUUUACAAUAAUAAUGACAAUGAUACUUGUAACUGUAAAAAAAACAAAUACCAGUCAUAAUAAAGAUAUGAAUAACGAUAAUCUAGAGAUGGAUAAAUUGUCAUUUAACAAAGAUCUGAUCGGCAAAUUAGCUUAUUAUUCUUUCAGAUGAUCACAAAUUAAAGCUUUGACAACAUCAAUCUUUUAAACCAGCCAAUCAAGAGACAGACCCUUCCAGUUUGCAGCCAUCUGGGAUCAAUAUCAGUAUCUGGGCAACUGCCCACCUACCCCUCCCCCUAACCCAGCAUUAACCCUAACUUGUCAUCAAUUGACUGUUGUUGGGUUAGGGGAGGGGUAGGUGGGCAGUUGCCCAGAUACUGAUAUUGAUCCGCCAUCUGGAGACAAAUAACAUUAGGUUUAAUGGCGUCAUUAGACUAUUUGAGCCCAUAGUUGUCGAAUUCCGCGGAACCAGGAGGUUCGAGUCUCAACUCCUUGUGGGAAUCUGGAAAAACUUUUUCUUUAAUAUUAACCGCUAGCUGUUUGGAUACAGUCGUUUUACGAAAUUUUGAAAUUUAAGCUUUUCCACAAGUUUCUCUUAAUGUUUAUUAUUAUUAUCAUUAUUAUUAUUAUUAUCAUUAUUAUUAUUGUUUUAAUUAUUAUCAUUUGUCUCGUUUUGCUUUUCAAUUUUGUUGUUUCGGUUUGGUUUGUUUCGUUCUCUUUUCAUGUCUAAUAAUUAUUUUCUCUUAUCACCAUCAUUUUAUAUUAUUUAUUAUUAUUAUUAUUUAUUAUUAUUAUUAUUAUUAUUAUUAUUUAUUUAUUUAUCAUUUAUUAUUUAUUAUAUUAUUUUCUCUUAUCACCAUCAUUUUAUCUUUCAUUUUUUUUUAAGUUAUUAGUAGUAAUCGUUUACUUGAGAUCGAGCGGCCAAGAACAAAUAAUGCAACUUAACCAAAAUACAUAAUAGUUUAUCUAGCCGACAGGUGAUGUGAAGAGAAUUGUCCGACAAAUGUUUGUUUGUUUGUUUGUUUUUUUAUAUUCUAGCACACGGUGUGUUUCCCGUCCAUUGAUAACGAUAAGUUAUCAGAAUUGCAUGAUCUCUCCCUCACUUCAAUUUUUUUUUGUUUUCUUCCUAUAAAAUUUACUAUUUUAUGACAAAAUUCAGAUCGAGAGUAACUGAGGCAUGUUAUGGUCGUUCUGAAAUUUGUUAUAGGACUGUUAGGCAUGAAACAUUCAAGGCGUUUCAAACGAACUAACACCUUUGACGCUAAAUAAUUCUGAGGAGAAACCCUCUAUAAAAACGUGGAUAAUAGGCAAACAGGGGUGGACUGGGGAGAGGUUAAACCUUUAACUUUCAAGAUCUGAUUGUCAAUUCUCCCCUCUUUGUGCUACACAUUUCCUUUUUCAUUGGAUACAAGAAUUUGAUGUUAGAUCAAGAUAACAACCUCUACCUGAUAAGUUUGAAUAUUCUCAUUAUCUGUCUGCUGAAUAAUGUAUGGAUAUCAUAGGAAGAAGAUUCAUAGUGAUCACCACUGGGAGUGAAAGGCUAACCAAUCCCACUUCCCCUGAUAACAAUUUUUAAAAGAAGUAAUAAUAAUGAAAAGAGAAGAGAAACAAUAUCUCUUGGCAAUAAAUUUAAUCUAAACGCCCACCGAGUGAUGCAUGUCGAUUUUUUCAUGGUUUACGGAACAUCUUGCAAAGAUAGAAAAACACUCAUUUGAAGAAACACUGGAUUAGUAGAAAGGCUCCAACAUAUGGAAUAACGUAAAAGAUAACUUUAGGGAAAAAAUAAAGCAAGUCAAAUGACAUCGACCCCCCUUUUCUCCUUCGCCCCCCUCCCCCCCCCCCCCCAAAAAACAAAACAAACAAACAAAAAAAAAAUAGAUUGACGCCUUCUUCACAAGGUUAGUAGAUAGGAGUGACGGAGACAGAGUAGCCUUUUCUUCUUCGAAAGACCCCGGGAGAGGGGGGAGGAUGAAAAACAGACUCUAACUUAGUUUGAAAUGUCAAUCCUAGACCACAUUGAAUUCUUGCGAUUUAGUGCUGCUGCCAUAUCUAUUUUGUCUACGUACUAAAAGAAAUAUCUUUGAAAAAUUCGUGUCAAGCCUGUAACCGAUCUUCAAUCACAAUAUCCGCAAACAAUAAGUAUGAGAUUAUUAAUUUGAUCCGGCGUUACAAACCGGAAAUGAAAUAACCGACCGCACUUCAUUUUACUGAAGAACUACUGCUCCGGGGUAUGCGCGACCGAAGUCAGCGGAAAAUUAUUUUGGAACAAUGCAGUUUAUUUUAUAACAUAGCAAGUAAAUUUGUGUAAUCAAAUUCAAUUGCGCGAGCGUGCUUCAUAUUCCUAUUGUGCAUGCUCAUGACGUCAGCAAACAAAUCCCUCCAAAAAAAAUUUUUUCAUCGGGUUGAAAAUGUUAUAAAACAAUUGGUUCAUACGUCAGCUGUGUGUUCAUCGAGAUAUGAAGCACUUAGGAAGUUUGGAGAGCACUCAAGAAGCUAGAGUUGCUCUCGGCUACGCCUCGAGCAACUUUUACGCAUCUUUCGUGCUCCCCAAACUUCCCGCGUGCUUCAUAUCUCGAUGAACGCACGCUGACGUAUGAACCAAUUGUUAAAUAACGCCGGUAAAUUCCUUUGAAGCUUUAUUUUAUCCUUUUCGCAUGAAAACAAGAGAAAUGAGCAUUGCUGCCCCUGAGCUCUUAGCUUGAAUUCUUAGCUGUGCUAUCAGAAAAUCACAGAUGGAAAAUUAGCGUUUUCCUUUUUAAACUGUAUCAGCGUGAAAAUUGUUCGCGCUAUGAUAUGUAUCGCUCUCUUUAGGAGUAUUUUUUUUUCAGAGAAUCGCGUUUGAACAUCUUGCAUUUAACUAAAGAGAAAAAAAACAGCAAAUUGAAACUUUCAUAAAGAAUUAUUCAAAACUUUUUUGAUAACCGCACUGAGUUUAUCCACCCGUAACUCAUUUUUUCUUUGUCCCACGCUCGUGGCAAGACGAAAACCAUCUUUCUUUGAAACCAACCAUCACUCUUACAUAAACACAAGAGAAAUUCGCCAAUCUGAUCUCAAUGACACCUAGAACUAUGCUGGCUGCAGACCUACACUCCUGGUAAGGUCACCCAUGCCGAACAGAUCGAUGGGUAAAAAACUAGUCUAAGAGUGACCCCCUGGUCCUCAAGUUGGAGUUUAGGCGCAGGGUUAACGACCCUGCCCUGUAAAAAGAAACGCAUGCUACAGAAGCCGGAUGCAUUAAAAGGGAUGCUUAAGACAGAAUCACAAGAAAGAUUGCAGAGAUGGGUAGAGCACUUGAGUGAAAUUUUAAACAGAGAUGACCCAACAAAUCCAGUGGGAGAGAAAGAAGAAACAGGAGAACUGGAGUAGUUGAGGAAAUAGAUGUGGGAAGAUAGCGAGUACAAGAGGUUAAGGACGCGCUAAGUAAGACAAAGCCACGGAAAGUGGCUGGAAAAGAUGAAGUGGGCCCAGACCUACCGAGAGCUGACAUGUAAUACACCGCAGGUAGGCUGAUUAGAUGUUAUAACAGGCUUUGGGAAACUGAAACGUGGCCGUAAGUGUGGAAGAAUGGACUUGUUGUCAAGAUAUUCAAGAAAGGUGAUUUGCGUGAUUGCAACAACUGGAGAGGAGUGACUUUGCUACCUAUCAUGAGUAAAAUACUCCAAAUGAUGCUGCUAGGGCGGAUCAAGAAAGGUGUAGAGGUGGUGCUCUAGCCAUCAGUACGCACUAAUUAUGCUAUGUCUACAUUUAAAUUCUCUGCAAUAAAAAUUUGGGAACCUUUACCACCUGAAUUUAAACGUUUUCCAUACAUGCUAUUCAAAAAGCGGUAUAAAAGAUUGUUAUUGAGUACUCAAAAUUGACCAUAGUUUAACUGUUAGCUAUAUAACAUAAUGCUUCACAAUAUAAAGUUGUCCUUUUAUUCUACCUUGCAUUUGUGUAUGCCUUUCUUCUCUUACGAUAACAGUAUCGUCUUUAAUGUAACUAUUUAUUUAAAUUAUAUUUAAUAUGCGGCCAACCCCAACUCAUAUCUACACAUGACAGUGACGAACUCGAAAGCUCAUUGGCCACUUUGGUCACUGUACACGAUUAAAUAUUCUUUCUUCUAGUUAAUUUCUGUUUGUCAUUUUCUAUAUCUUCCACCUUCUUCUUCGCACCUUGCAACUAAUUUCAUUGAUCUCUGCCUUUUCAACUACUCUCUUAUUUGUCAUUCUAUGCUGCGUAUGAUUACCUUAUAUCUUUUUCUAUAUGUUAAGUUAUUUUUUUCUGUAAACAGUGUGAAAUAAUAAACUUGAACUUGAGCUUGAAACUUGAACUUGUAGACAAGACGCUUCAAAAAGAGCAAGCUGGCUUUAGACCAAUGACAGUACAACUGAACAGAUCCUUAUAAUUAAAAAAUAACAUCUUAGAGCAGGCAAACGAGUGGAGUACGAGUCUGUAAACGCACUUUGUGGACUUUGAAAAUAGCCUUCGAUUCGGUUCACAGAGAAAGCUUGUGGAACAUCAUGGGGAGCUAUGGAAUUCCGCGAAAGAUGGUGAGCGUUCUAGCAGGCAUAUACGAAGUGUUGGAAUGCACCGUAAUCGACGGAUGGAAGAUAUCAGACUGGUUCAAGAUUAAGUCAGGAGUAAAGCAGGGAUGUGUAAUGUCAGAAUUCUUAUUCUUAAUGUCUAUGGGUUGGAUCAUGAGGAAGACAACAACAGACGAGAGAAGAGGGAUACGGUGGAAUUUAACAACAGUGUUAGAGGAUCUUGAUUUUGCGGAUGACAUCGCUCUACUUUCAUCCAAGUUUAAAGACUUGGGUGUAAAGACAAGGAGAUUGACGGAGGAAGCAGCCAUUGUAGACAGGGAAGGUAGAGACGGUGAAGAUAUAAGAAACAGACCGCAGAAAGCACGCGGUGCAUUCCAGAGGCCAUGGAAGGUGUGGGCAACCAGAGGAAUAAGAGGGAGAACCAAGAUACGCCUAUUCAAGACUUAGUCGAACCGGUCCUGUUAUAUAGUCGUGAAACAUGGAAGAUCACAAAGACCGGUGGAGGAAAACUGAACAGUUUCUAAUGCCAAUGCCUAACACGGAAACUGAUGAUCAGAUGGCAGCAUAGAAUGACAAAUAAGAGAGUAGUUGAAAAGGCAGAGAUCAAUGAAAUUAGUUGCAAGGUGCGAAGAAGAAGGUGGAACUGGUUAGGACACGUACUCAGGAGAGAGGGUGUGAACAACUGUUUUACGGCAUUAGGGUGGACACCAGAAGGUCGAAGGGCAAGAGGAGACCAAAGACCACUUGGAGAAGGACUGUCGAAAGAGGAAGAGGCAAGGCGAAGUGGAAGAGAUGGAAUGUGGCCUGGGCAGCGGCACGCGACA
Molecule: messenger RNA, 49804 nt
Organism: Pocillopora meandrina
Lineage: Eukaryota; Metazoa; Cnidaria; Anthozoa; Scleractinia; Pocilloporidae
Source: the annotation of a GenBank genome assembly